UUGUAGUCCCCAAACAUCUGGAGGGCCGAGUUUGCCUAUGCCUGACCCAAUCCAAAGUUUUUUGAAGUUGAAAAUUUAGUGACUGAACCGUUUUCUGGACUCCAAAUCAAUAUACAUUUUUGCAAGGGGGGGGGCGUGCGGUAUAUUUUGGCAUUGCAUGUGCUACUAACAGGUUGUUAUAGGAGCCUGACUAAUGUGGAUGCUUGCUUUUAACCGUGUUUCUGUUGAAUUUAACAUGGUUCAGUAUCAAAAUAAGCUUUCUGUGAAUACCUCUCUGUCCACUUGUGCUGUCUUACUGUCUGAUAAUAAUACCUUUUUGUACCACAAUCAACCGGUUUUCAUGGUUUGCUGUCUACUGUUGAGGCAGCUCUGUUGCUUAGACACUUCCUUAAAAAAAUCUAUUUUAUUGAUUUUUGAAAAACGAGCAGUGAUGACCUGACAUAUGACAGGGAUAACAUUAAAAUGAAGUUUAACUCUCAGCAAAUGUUGCUGGUAUAAUAUUUUCUAUAACAAAAGUAAAUGUUUCUUAGUGAAUAUUUGAAACAAUCCUCAAAAAAAAUAUCAACAUUUAUUGCUGGAUGUGUUGGGCUUAUAGUUCAGUAGUACUAAAAAUAUCAUUCAGAACAAAUUAGAGGCCUUUAUCUUGAAUUUGCAUGUUAUCAGUGUGCAUUCCUCCAGCACAUUAUUUUAGCAAAUUGGUAGCAAUGGUUUACUCUGCUAUGAAAGGAUAACUAGAGCUGCAACCCUACAUCCAGUUACCUGGGAGGAAACUCAUUUUAACUUACUUUUGAACAGGUGUGCAUAAGUUUGUAUUAACACAGUUUACAAACAGACCUUUUUCUCACUUUAAGCUGUGUUUUUAAUUUGCAGAUAAACCUUUUAGUUAAAUAGUAAAGGGACAUGGUUUAUAAUAAUCAUCCAUUCAAGAUUAAGAUUGAUUGUCUCAUUAUAUGCAAGUAGCACUGAAGUACACAGCUGAUAUUUCAAUGAAACUGCUUAUAAUAAAAACCCCAAGACAUUACCGGUAUGUUUAUGGAACUCCCACUCAGGAGACAUUCAGCUGACCCCCACAGUAGAGGCCUUUUGGCCUAAGCUGAAUAUAUUCUUAUUUGUUCAGGCCUUUGAACCAUAGCUGUCAAGUUCUCCCUUUUUAAAAGGGAAAUUCCCUUAUGCUGAAUAGGCUUCCUCGCGAGAAAAGGGAAAACUUGACAGCUAUGCUUUGAACUGUAGAAGGAGUGGUGCUGAGAAUUGUGAUGCUAUAAAUGUUCAUCACUGCUCAGAUAUGUUAACUGACUGUGGUUGUGUUUUUAAGUCCUGUUUUUAUUGUCCUGUACUGGUGGUUUUAUGUAUUGAUACUGUUAGCUGCCCCAGACUCCAGUUUAUAAGAAGUGUGGGGCAUUAAAAUGUGCAUGUAUAUAAUAUUAUAAUGUGAUGGGCACAAGAAUUUCAAGGCUUAUUAAAUCAUGAAUAUAAUGGAGCCAUUAAAUUUUUAAGUGUACAUUAUUCAGUCUUAAACAUUUGCCUUUAAGAAAUCAUUUUAUUUUUGUAUUCAAAUUUUGCAAAAGUGGAUACUGAUGUAGCUUCACCAUAAAAUUAUGAUAUCAAAUCAACCAGAAUGCCUUAAACAUUGCUCCUACUUGUAAAAGCCUGCUGGAAUAAGAGAGCCUUUACUCAUUUUUGAAAGAAUCCAAAUGGUUACUUAUCAUUUAUGUCAAGUUAGGGCUAUAGGCUUGAAAUUUUAUUUUUGAUUUUUGGUUUCUGUGCUAGAUAAAUCAAGAGUUGUCUAUGCAUUGGGACACACAUUGAUCUGACAGUGUUGAUGGGGAGGGGGCAUUACCUACAAACCUCAAUUUGGCAUGUCAAUUCACAUGUGUGGAUGAUGGCAAAAUGGGGUUAUGUGGCACAAAACAUUGGUAUAGUAGUUUUUUUAAAAAAUAAAGCAGAUAUUGGGGUUCAUAGUAAAUGGUGCUCUCAUCAAAUAUCCAAAUACAUUUCAUAUUGAAGAGAACAAAGGCUUGUUUUCUGCUGUACAGUACUAGGCUUAUUGUGCUUAAAUUGCAGAACGGUAUGUUUUUAGUUGAACAUUCUGAGAAACUUGAUAGUAAAUGCAAUUGGACAAUGGAACCAAUAGCCUAGGGAGGUGGAGGACUUCAUGUAGGAACUGAUCUUGGUAGUAAGGCUCCCACCUGGAUGGGUUGAAGGGCCACUGUAGUAUGUCUUCUUGUAACAGUUUGCACCCUUCACAUACAUAAUAGAAAGCAGAAAACAAAAAGAGAAAUUGGAAGCCAUGGUUGGACAACAGAAUGUUUCUUGUAGUAGACAAGAACUUUGUUAGCCCAUGAAAUAUAAACCCCCUGGUCUAGCAAGACUAGGUAAGACUUUACUAGAUGUCCCAGUUUAUUUUUUAAUCCAUAUAUGUUCCGUUCCAUUUGUUUAUUAUGCCAAAAGUCCCCCCCUAGUUUAAUAUACAUUCUUUAACUUGUUCUUAUUGCAUUUCAAAUUUCAACAGUAAUUUGUACAUUUUUGUGAUGACAUGAUCAGCAUUCAUACACAACUGUAUUUCAAAGUCUCUCUAUUGCUCUAUACCGAAAGUCUUUUUAUCUACUGUAACUUAAUCUCUCUGUAAACUGUAGGUAGUAAAACCAUUGGAGACUGUGACCUUCCCUUGCUACUUGUUCUCUUGUUUUAACUUUACAGUCUCCUUAGUUCCACACUAAUAAUUCUUGGUACUGUACUUUAAUCAUUUCUCUUUGCCUAUCACCUCUUUUCCAUGAAACACUUCUAUUGUUGAGAUCCAUAAAGGUAUCUUCACAUAUAAGCUAGUUUUACAUCUAUUCCAGAUUAUCAAUAUAGUACGGCUGAUAAAAUGGUUUUUAAAGUCCACAUUGAAUUUGACCUUAUCUUCACAAAUAUCCAUGCCAUCCAAACCUUCAGGCAUAACCUUCUAAUUUCAAAAGUCUCUUAUUUCACAGAGACAUCCACUCCUUCAUCCACACUAAACAACAGGUUGCAAAAUACAGUUUCAAAAUAGGCAAACAUUUACAAAUGUUUAUGAAACAUUGAUGGAAAAUUACAUUUCUUUUGACAGAAGAAAAUGUUUACAUCUCUCAUUUGGAGCAUGGAAUAAUUGCUUCCCAGGACCUAACAAUGUUGUCUUUAUGGAGAAUGAUGUGGGUUGGAAUAGAUGACAGUUAUAGGAGUUAAGCAAUAAAAACCUUGAAUGCAAGCUGCUUUCUUGGUCUUGCUUCUGUGUUUGCCUUCCUGUUUUACCUCCUAUGACCUCACUGUGAUGCAUUCCUACUUUACACCUCACAGAUGCCAUAACUUUCUGUAAUUUAUUGUAAUUGACUCAGUUUAUACAUAAAUUGGAGUAGAGAUCUUGUCAGAGACCAAUUAAGAUUAAUUAUGCUUGCCUCAUGAAUUCCAUUCAUGCAACUGGGUUAUAAUCAUUGGGGAAAACAUAGGAAAGACACUCUGGGCUGGAACUGUCCACAAGAGAUGUUUGGGCCAGAUAAAAAGCAUUUUGCAUUCAUGGCCUAUGAGACACUAUACAAAAAAGAUCCACUUGAUGAAAAUAAAUAGUUAUUUGCAUGGCAUUUCUAUAAAUAGAAAAAGUACAUUCAGAAGUCCAUGAGUAGUUGUGCCAUGAUUGAAGUAGAGAAGGACUGAAAAUUUUUGCUCCAAGAGUCUGAAGAGAUUGAAGCGCUUGUAUGAAGAAACAUUCAUUUUUCAAAAGAUAGUAUGACUGCUAAUUGGAAAUGCCAAACCUCUGGCAUACAGGCACAAGGUACAGUAUAAUCUACUUCUUGUGAGUUUUUAAAAAAGAAUUAGACUACUAUGCAUUUUUGCUUACCUGAGAUUUAUUAAAUAUACAAGCUUACAUCAGUAUUGCUGUUCUGCUCCUACAUGAAUUCUGCAGCCACUCCCUAUGGUAAGUUCCCUCCAUGAGAGCGGAGGGAUUGUACGAGAGAAAACAUUAUUGAGGCAUUUAUUUUGGCACUUAAGAGAGGAAUGCAUAUGCAAAUUAGAUUACUGGUCAGUGUGAGGCAUUUCUGAUAAAACAUUAAAGGUGUUGUUAACCUUUAGCCAGUCCUUUGAGCCACUUCUGUCUGACUCAGUCACGAUGCCUGUUUCUGUCCUUGGGUGUUCUUUGAGCCAGCUGUUUCAGUAGCCCUGUACGCUUCAGUGUAAGAAGACAUAUUUGAAAGAACAAUGUUGACCUUUAACUUUUCUUUUUAAACUGAAAACAUGCUGAGGGAAAUAUGGAAUGCCAAGUAAUGGCUUUACAGUAACUAUUCAAGAGUUCAAUGACAAAUGCAAAAGUCUAACCCUUUAGCUGUAAUUUUUAAUGAAACUCACAUGCAGUAUCAUAGAGUACGGUUAACUUUAAAUCCUUGUAAAUCCUUGUAAAUCAUUUGUUCAUUUGCUGAUGUUAGUGUUGUUGACAGUAGUUUUAUUUUCUUGUUUAACAGCAAGCAUGUCUUUCCUUUGUAUUGAGGCCAUAGUAUGCUUUAUAAGCUAUGAUGACAGCGUAUUUUUAAUAACAAAAAAUACAAAGCAGUUGCAUAGAAAUAGUAAUGUUUGUGUUUCUGUUCUGAACUUUGGGCUUAAUGAGCAAUGAUUCUGUAAGUGAAAGCACACUGUUUCACAAAGCACUUAAUUCAAAAGCCCAAUUCAAAGUGCUAGUGCUAUAAAGACCUAUAAAACCUUAUACGUCUCAGAACCUCAAUACUUUAAGGACUGCCUCUCCCCAUACAAACCAACUUGUACCCUGCAUUUGUCAUCCAAGGCCUUCUCUGUAUCCCUCCUUCCUGAGAGGUUCGGAGUGUGCCAACACAAGAACAGGCCUUUUCUGUGGUGGCUCCCUGUUUGUGGAAUGCUCUCCAGAGAGGCUUGCCUGGCACCAUCAUUACAUGUUUUUAGGCACCAGGCAAAAACAUUCCUCUUUACCUAGACCUUUGGCCACUAAACAAUCUAUGGCCUUUUAAAGUGGGGGGACUGUUGUGAUUUUUAUUAUUUUUUAUUAUUAUUCUGCUAUGUAAAUUAUGUUUGUAAUGUUGUACACCACCCUGGGAUAUUCAAAUAAAGGGCAGUAUAUAAAUUGAAUAAUAAUAAUAAUAAUAAUAAUAAUAAUAAUAAUAAUAAUAAUAAGCUUCAAUUCUGUGUAACAAUUGUUAAUCUAUAAGUUUUAUUGGGUUCCUGAGCACUAAAAGGUAAAGGUAAAGGAACCCUGGAUGGUUAAGUCCAGUCAAAGGUGACGAUGGGGCGCGUGCUCGUCAUCUCGCUUCAGGCUGAGGGAGCCAGCAUUUGUUCGCAGACAUGGCCAGCAUGACUAAACCACUUCUAGUGCGAUGAGACACUGUGACGAGUGCCAGAGUGCAUGAAAAUGCUAUUAACCUUCCCGCUGCAGCGGUGCCUAUUUAUCUACUUGCACUGGUAUAUGUUUGAACUGCUAGGUUGGGAGGAACUAGGACUAAGCAACAGGAGCUCACCCCAUUGUGCGGAUUCGAACCGCUUACCUUGCGAUCAGCAAGCCCAAGAAGCUCAGUGGUUAGACCACAGCACCACCCUCUCCUGAGCACUAUGGAAAAAGUUGUCGUUGAAAGAAUUCUCCUGCAUUUGCAACAGCAGCAGUGUAUGUUGCAAUAUGACUUAGUUGCUACUGUGCCAUUCUGUGAAUUAUGUAGCUCAGAGGCACAGAUGUCCAACGUGGUGGGGGGUGGGGCAAGAUAUUGCUGUAGGAUUUGGCCCUUAUACAUUGCUGCUCAAGGAUUCUAGGUAUAGGCAAAAAAGGUUAAAGGUAAAGGGCCCCUGACAGUUAAGUCCAGUCGCAGACGACUCUGGGUUGCGGUGCUCAUCUUGCUUUACAGGCUGAGGGAACCGGCGUUUGUCUGCACAAAGACUCUGACUAAAAAUAAUAAUUGGAAUACUAGAUCCAGGAUUUGUUGUAGCAUCAAUUUCAUUUACUGAUUGUUAUAUCCUGAUGAUUAUGUUGGCCAUUGGGUAAUGUGUUCAAGUCAUGAUUGUAAUAGCUCUUUUUAGUGAUCUUUUAUUAGGCUCCCCCUGCACCUUAUAACUGCUAUCUCUUUUGCAGUUAAUAGCAUUCAGCGCUAUGUUUCAGCCUGGGAAUUGCCUGCUAUAAAUGUACUCUCAUUUUCUCCACUAAUGUGAUGGGCAGUGUUGCUUUAACCUCUAAAGUUGCACCUUGUUCUUUCCAGCAAUGCAGGGUGUACAUACAUUAAGAAACAUUGCACAGCAGUGUUGCCUUGGGUCAGCUUGUGACCCAUAGAAAUGGCACAAAAGCAGCUGACUACCGCUUGUAUAUUAAUAUAAGCAGUUGUGUGGGCACACAAAUGCUUUUAGCUGUAACUGAAUUUACAUAUGACCUGAAUAUAGAGUCUAGGUGUGUGGAUCUUCUAAACAGGGAUGAGGAACAAGUGGCCCUCUAGAUUUUACUGAACUAGAACUCAACUUAUUCCUGACCACUUGUCAUCUGGCUGAGGUUGAUGGGGAUUGGCAUUCAAUAACAUCUGGAGAGCUACAGGUUUCCAAUUCCUGUUCUUAAGCAAUUUUGUAUGAACUUCACUCCUCAUUCUUCAAAACAAUGGUAUGGGGGGAAAGGCAAUUAUUACUAGAUGCAUAAUGUGUACAGUCCUACCAUAAAAGAAGCAAUAAGAAGAGCAUGAGAAGAGCCUUACUGGAUUAGGUUGAGGGUCCAUAUUCUUGCAGUGGCCCUAUGGGAAACCUACAAGCAUUCACCAUGACAGUAUACUCCACACUGUCACAUAUAUUUUUACAUAACUGAAAUGCAAGAAGUGUGGCACUGAAACAAAAUGAUUGCUGAGCGAGUGUUUCUGUUCAGGGUUUCAGCCUCUAUGUUCCCCCUCCCCCUGAUUUUUCUGCCUCUACCAACAAUCAGUUGCUUUUUAUGUUCACCUAUUUUGUGCCCCCUCAUUUUGUUUCCCCAACCAUGUAGUUGUUGUUAAUGUUUGUUGUUGUUACAGCUGGUGGUCCACUAAUAAUAGACAUAUUAGUGUGCAGUCCCAGAUAUAGUAAAAUCUUGGAUUUCUCCAUUUCAGUAGGCAGCUCUCAUUAUAACUCCUCGAUACAUUUUAAAACAGCUUCUCAGUGUGAACUAGAAAGUGAUCAGUUUACUGUAUAUAUUUGUGUCCAGCCACUCUAUUAUAUUUCCUAUCCCAUCUGGUUGUCUGUUUCCCCCUCAGUCUCACAACAUUCUGCGCCAUUGAGUUUUUAUGGGGAUGUUUUAGGGGGCCCUUCUUUGGAUUUUUUUCUUUAAAGGUGUUUUGAGCAUCUGCAAACUUCAGGGUAACUUCAAGUCUAGUAAUAGCUCUCAUGGAUGGUACAGGCUUGUAUUUACACUUUAAAUAAACAUGAAUAGCAUAGUAAUGCUUUUGUUGUAUAAUAUUUUAAAUUAAUAUCUCUCUAGAAAAGUCAGUAUUACUUUCUCUCUCCUCUUAACUGAAAGAUGCACUAAAAACCAUGCUUAUAAAGUGAGCAGGGGACAUAUCAGGGGAAAUGUGGGUUUUCUAAACCUAUCCACCCCCCUCAAAUUUUCCUGAAGGAUUUAUUGAACACACUCAAUUUUAACUUAUGUUUAUAUUUUAUUACAUUUAUGUACCACCUUUUUCUUCCAAGGAGCUCAAGGUGGUACACAUGGUUCUCUUCCCCAUUUCAUCCCCACAACAACCCUGUGAAGUGGGUUAAGCUAAGAGAUGGUAACUGGCCCAAGGUUACCCAUUAAGCUUCAUGGCUGAGUGGGGAUUUGAACCCUGGUCUCAGGUCAUAGUUCAGUGCAGUCUUUUGUAUUGUUAAAAAUUAUUAUUAGACAGAAUAACACACAAUACAGUGCUUUCUGUUCACUAAAGAUGUGGAAUGUUUUGGAAUUCUACAGUUAAGGGAUCAUGUACUUCUGAUGUGUCAUUCUUAUGCCUCUCUAAAUCUGAAAGAUUUCACUGAGGAAACUGAUGUUUGGAAUACUGUGUUUUCUAACAUUGUGGAUGUAUUCAAAAUGUUAAAAUAGCUGCUAGGAAGAGCCAUCCAGCUAGCUCUUUGUUUUCAAACAAUGCUUUGUAAAUUACCACUUUUCUGCAGGCUGAUCUCUUCUGAAAUGAUAAGCUUCUCCUGCUGUCCUCCCCCUUUCAUUCUAGGAUGGAACUUCUUACACAAAUGAUACAGCAAUUCAGAAUUUCUCAUAGUGAGAUAGGCCAGUUUGCAUAUCACUGUAAGCGUUGGUCAAGGGUUUAUUGUGAAUAAGCAGCAUGCUGGUGGAUGUUCCCAUUUCACUCCUGGUUUGAGCAAAAUCAACAAGCCAUGAAACCUAGCUACAUUUUACAUACGAACUUGAGAUAAUGAAGCCAAGGUUUCUUAAGCAAUUAAUCAUGGCUUACCAUGACAUGUGAACUGGGCCAUAGGCUGAUGUUGCUAAGGUAAGGGUGUUCUGAUUAUUGCAUUUGAAUUUAUGCUGUUUUGGUUAUUUCACCAAACAUUUUGCAAUGGCUUCCAUUUGAUCUUUUGUGCAUUUUAGAUCAUUUGUAGAUUGCUUAGCAUGGUAACUUGCUAUAUAGUACCGGUAUGUUGUGUAGACUUUCUUUAAUGCUCCAUGCAUACACACAUACCAACACAUCUGAAGUUGGCUACCAACUUUUUCAUUGGUAUUUGCACUCUUGAUUUCUGUCCUAGUAUUAUAAUUUGGUUUGAUAUAAAAGUUUUGUACAGUAGAAGGAAAAAAGAUUCACAACUUUUUGGUACUGUACUGUGUCCUUUUUUAGGACAGCAACAAACUACUAAGAGAAUAAUAAACUGCAAUUGUAGAAGGGAGCCUACUAAUUUGUUCUGUUGAACAAAUUAUGUUGGUUGGUAAUAAACUUCUUCCUUGAAGGCAACAAAACUCUAUUAAAGUAGAACAAUGUAAAAGGACAGUGUUACUGUAAGAAUUUAAAGUUCCUGUACUAAGAUGAAGGGUCUAUUCAUAUCCCUUCCAUUUAUUUUGUUGUUUGGCUUAUUGAUCCUUGGUUGGGUCGAGAUGUGGAACACAUAUUCCACUUUUGGAAAAGCUGUUUUCAGGUCAUAGCUGCCAAGUUCUCCCUUUUUUAAAGGGAAAUUCCCUUAUGCUGAAUAGGCUUCCUCGCGAGAAAAGGGAAAACUUGGCAGCUAUGUUUCAGGUUACACUAAACACUGGAGUACUGAAUGAAACAUUCAGACUGAAUGCAAAGAGGUUCAUUUGUUUGUGUAAGCGGGUGUAUGAGAACUUCAAUAGAACUUCUGUUAUAACACUUUGUGAGCUCUCACAGUGGCUCAAUUCGUAUGUAAGUAGACCAUGGAUUUUCACCAAUGAAAAAUGUACCCGUGUACACUGUUCAUUGACACCUGCCCUUUCCUCCCUGUGCUGUACCGGAGAGGAAAUGAGUCAGGGUGCUGGCUUGGUAUUUCAUGCAAUCCAGCACUUGUGGUUUGUUUCCCUCAAAUGAAUCUUGUGUGGUAAGUGAAGAACAAACCUUGGCUUCCACUUGUGGUUUAUUUAGAGAGAAACAGGGACUGGUUUGCAUGUAACAGUAAUCCAACACUCUGGUUUGUUUCCUCCUGGUUGGGGACAGGAAUGAGCACUGGAGGAGCAAAGCAAGCAUGUUUGAGCAGCAUACAGCAUGCUGUUCAUUUAACCCAUAGUUUAUUUUUAAAUAUGGCUUACAAUGAAAUGUGUACCAGGCCACAAUCUUAUACAAGUACUUGUGAAUGAGUACAGUACAUUUGUUUUCCUUUGUUUCACAGUUCUUUACAUCCAAUUCUAAAUUUGUUACCUCUCCUAAAAAUAGUUGAUUUUGUUCAGUGGCUCUAAACCACAUAAAAAAGAUGAAGGCCAUUAAGGCCAUCUGUUUUUCAUGUAAUUCUCUAGCUAAAUAACUGGUGCAAGCCUGUGCAUUGUGCAGUUGCCUUGUUUAUCAUGUACCUAAUUAUGUUAAACACAUCAAAUUAGUGACCAGAAAAUAUUUCUUUUGAGAUUCUCUACAAAACUUAGGCUGCAGUUUUAUACCCACUAGGAGGAAACGCUAUUGAACACAGUGGAACUUACUUUUGAGUGGGCAUAUAAAGGUGUGCACUGUUAAACUUAUUGUUUUCAACACAGACCCACAGUAGUGGGUUGGUAUCAUUAAUUGAAGACAAAGCUUUACAUGCCAGCCUUAUGAUGACUUGUUUCUCAUUUACAAGUUGGUAUGCAAUGUAUUUAGAUUAAUACAAUGGAAGCUCUGUUGAAGCUUUAGUGCUCUAGAAUGCUUUAAUGAGGAAUGGUGUGCCCUCAAUGAAUUCAAAAUGGUGUAAUAUAUUCCCUACUCUCCCCCUCCCCCUUAUAGCAAACCUUUUAUACAUGGUGGAGAGAUACUCUUUGCCGGAAGCCUAAAAUGUAUUUUUCUUUUUGGUAAAUCAGUUAUACUUCAUGGUUAGGGUCUAUCUAAUCAUCAUAUUUGGAAUGAUGAAUUUCUCCUCAAACCAUUUGAAGAGCCCUGCUGGAUCAGGCCAAAGUUUCAUCUAAUCUUUAUUACCAUGCUUUAUUGGCAUGCAUUUGUUUUGGCAGAGUUUAUUGUUGUGUUUUAUUCUGAUUUUAUUAUUCUGACUUAUGCUUUUAAAGGAAGUAAAUGCAAAUGUAGUCUCUGCCUAAGUGGUAUGUACUCUACAGCAUAACCAGUGGGGGCAUGGAGGGGGGGGGAGUCUUGUUGCAUGAAUGGAAGCCACUUGUGUAAUGCUGAAUUUUGCACUUUGCAAAAUCAUAAUGUAUUAUAGUCACAAUAGUUUAUGCCAUUCUAUCAUCAGUCUGUGAAUUAAACUACAUCCCUAUUGAUUAACAUAUAUCCUAGUGAUUAGUCUACUGAUUAAAUUGAUUUAAUCUACCAGGCUUAAUCUUCUUGUCUUUUUCUAAGUUUAAACAUAGACUUAAUUAUCACAGCAGAGUAGAUAAUGUAUUUGCUAAUCUAUGUAGAGAGUAGAGUUCUAAAAAAUAUGAGCUUCUUUUAUUGUGUAUUAGACCACUAAUGUAUAUUGUAAAUAGAGACACAUCUAGGAUCCCUUGCACCCUUGGCAAGGAGCUGUAUUGGCAACCCCCACCCUCUGAAUAAAAUUGCUUUACCACACACCUUUGUGCUGUUGUGCAAGAAGGAUGGAAAGGUUCUCUCACAUUUGAUCUCGCCACAUUACUGGCAUCACGUUGCCACACGUAUAUAUCAUACAAUCCCUGGUAGGUGAUUUUUGUGUGUCCCCCUGUGCCCCUAGUGCAGUCCGGUUUCAUCAACCCCUAGGUACAACUCUGAUUGUAAACUUCAUUAUAUACUACUACUACUACUACUACUACUACUACUACAACUACUACUAAUUUUAUUAUUUAUACCCCACCCAUCUGACUGGGUUUCCCCAGUCACUCUGGGCGGCUUACAGCACAUAUAAAAAACUGUAAAACAUCAGACAUUAAAUUUGUUUCCCCAAUAUAGAGCUGCUUUCCAAUUUCUUCUAAAAGAGAGUUGUUUAUUUCCUUGACAUCUGAUGGGAGGGCAUUCCACAGGGCGGGUGCCACUACCGAGGAGGCCCUUUUCUAAUAACUUUGGAAAAAAUAUUUGAAAGGUAAUAAUAGUCUCCUGGUGUCCCACAAGUGGAAGUCUGUGCAAGGACUUUGGAUGGUGCCAUGGGGCUUUCCCCUUCUUAUUCCCCCUCCUCUCCAAAUCAUCUCAGGGGGUUUGGGAGAACCCCCAGAGUGGUGCAGAGGGAGGAGAGUGAAGAGGUCAUUCCAUUAGGCACGCAGAAAUGCUUGUGCUGAGAGGGCAGUCUUCUUAGUGCUAUAUUGAAUUGCUCCCACAAUAUUUUGCAGAUAUACUACUAAAUAUAUUUGAAAUAAUGCCUGUCCACAUAUCACACACAACCAUUGUGCCAUGUAGCACAGGAGCCCUUAGUCCCUUAGCUGAUGGAGGGGUCCAGAGCUCUACAGUCCCAGAAUUGAGAGUACUUUUUUGAACUCUUCUGUCAGGGAAUUUUUAGAAAAACAAUCUUUAAUUUGAAAAUAGAUUGAUGCAGUAUGUGGGGGAUUGCUUUUCUCAUGAGCCUUUUCUUUGCAGAUUACUUUUCUUUUUGUAAAUAAUAAAUAGAGCAAGUAUUCAAACUUACUGCUAGUGGGAAGAUGUGAAUUCAACAUGGAACGUCACAUUCUGUUUCAUGUGAUUAUCACUGGUGACAUUUAAAUCAAAGUUUUGAAUGCUUUGAGUCUUCCCAUCAUAUUUCAGUAUAACAGUGAGAUGAAUAUUUUGAAAGUUUUUCUUGUGAGUGGGCAAACAGUAUAUUGUUGUAAAGUUUGGAAGCAACAGAAGUUACAAAACAACACUCCAUUCUAAAUGUUCUUUAGAAAGAUAUGACAAAGUUCAUUAAAAGAACACACACACACGCAAAAACAAAAUGAUAUUAUUUUUUAAUUAAAUUUCUAUACCACUCUAUAUAUUAUAGGGCAUAUAUAGAGAGAGACUUAAUAAGGAGAUGGUGAGUGGCCCAAGGUCACUCAAUGAACUGUACAGCUGAGUGGGGAUUUAAACUCUGCUCUCCCAGGUCCUAGUCCAGGCAUCCCCAGACCUUGGCCCUCCAGAUGUUUUGGACUAUAAUUCCCAUCUUCCCCGACCACUGGUCCUGUUAGCUAGGGAUCAUGGGAGUUGUAGGCCAAAACAUCUGGAGAGCCGCAGUUUGGGGAUGCCUAUCCUAGUCCAUCUUAUGGUCCAAUCAUCAUGCCCAGUGAUGUUGUGUCCUUUGCUGGCACCCAGGGCAUACAUGCAUACGUGUGGUCGGGACUGGGGGUGGGACGCAGCAGGUGAACAAAACCCACCGUGCCAGCACUUGCCAGUGAUGCUGCUGGGUGGGCACAGGGCAUGGAGAAUUCAUGGGGCUGUGCUACGCCACUUGCCCACAUGGGGAAGCCCAGCUGGCCAAUGAGACCCUUGGUAGGCGCAUCCCCACAACACUGGCCAGGCAGCCAUUAAGUGAGGGGCCAGGGACAUGGCAGCAAGGCCAGGCUGGGCUAUGGGGUCCAGAGACCCCAGGCGGCAGGCAGAGUGGGACGGGGAUCCGGGGGGGGGGGGCUGGUUGGCACUCCCUCAAAAUCAUGCUCCCAGAGCUAUAUCCCUCCUGGCAUCUCCCCCCCCCCCGCUACAUUCCUGAUUAUGCCGCACUGGUUCUUUUUCUGUUGAUUAUUUAAGUAUACUGAUACCUACUAAGGUUCCUGUGAUCAAAAGUUCUGUCAAUUUAGCACUGGUUCUUGGUAAUUGUUAGUAGUGGUGUGCUUCACAUUAGACUGCUCCUGUCCUAUCCUGUCAUGUAUAUGUAGAAGCAUAGAAAAAACUUAAGCUAGCUAAGGGCUGCUUCACACAACCUGUUUUCUCUGUAUGAAGAUAAUAUCCAUGUAGUCAAAUGGCUUGUGGGAAGUGUAUUUGAGAGUGUAGAAUCAGGCAAAGGAGUUUACUGACAGUGAAAUUGUGCUUUCUGUUCUGCAACCACAGAUUAGAUUAGAUUUCAGCCAAGUGUGGACUUUCACUGCCUAAUCACCCUUCUAAUCAAGACAAUGGAAUGCAAACAAUGUUCUCACUGAGCUAAUUCAGUUCCAUUAAAUUGAUUUGUUACUGGUUUUGAAGUAUAAUGUGUUUGUAAUUUUUUUUUAAACAAAUCUAUCUAGUGCUUAGAAUGCAAUUCACAAUUCCUAUGCAGUUUUUCAUAAAUGGUAAUAAAAUGAGAGUCGAAAAUCAUGUUUACAGGCACACUGUUCUGUUGUCAUGGAUGUUAUUUGGAUUUUUAAAUUAUUAUUGACUGAAAACUACAUAUACGCUUGAGUUUGAGCUCUUUGGUGGAUUGUUCUGAGGUCCACAAAAGCUUAUGCCAAAUAAAAUGUUUCUAUUCCUUUAUAUGUUAUAAUAAUUGCUAUAAUUUGAGAGCAAUCACUACAGUCUUCAGGUGUUUUCAUUAAACUCUGACCUUACUAUUCAACAUAAAGAUUUAGUUUUCUUUCUACUACGGCUGCAUGUUUGGUGAUAGCAUACUUUAGGAAAUCUCAAGCUGAGCUACCCCCUCAAGGUAUGGUUCAACAACAUUUGGGAUGUGGCUAUCUCAGAGCAACUAACUGGGUUUAGAAGGGGAGCAAAAGGUACUGUAAUAAAAGACGAUAACAAUUAUCUCCCACCAACAUUUCAGUUUGUCUGUGGAUAGGCUAUAUUACCAUUAAUGUCUUAAGAAUGUACUUGAAAUGACAUUACAAACUCAAUGUAAUUUCUGUGUGUAUAUUGUAUUGUAUAACUAGACUCUUACCCAGUUGCUAUUGUUUAUUAUUUUGGAAAAUAACUUUUUAUUGCAAAAAAGGGGGAAAAUCAAAUAGAGAGGAGGGGAGAUAAAUACCAUAAGAUACAGCUGACCACACAGUUGUUGAGGCGUAGAUAGAAUAUAAAUUGGCUCAGGUUUGCUAAAAAAUAUUUUCCAAAUAUUUCGACCAGCUUCUGUGGCCACAGCAGUUCCAUUAGCAGUGCUUUUUUUCAAAAAAUGUUUAGGGGUACUUUCAUUUUCCUACUCCUAUUGAAAUACUGCCCCUCAAUGAGGCCAAACUUAGAUUCACAAAAUGCUUAGGGGUAUGCGUCCCUCUGCGUCCCCCCAGAAAAAACCACUGGUGUUAAGAGAUAAGUUGGGCUUCUUUCAGCGAAGUAAUAAUUGAAUUAUUAUUGCAAAUAAUUUCAUGGUUUUAUUACAAUCAAAUGGUAUAUAAAUUUUGCUGAAUAAAAAAAUAUUAACAUUUAUAUUGUGUGCUUUCUGCCCAAAAACAUGUUUUUGGUGAUUGUUUCAGAAAUGAUUUCCUGCACAAUCUUGGUUAGUCAGAAGCUGUGGGGCUGAAUUUUGAAUUUGAUGUAUCUUAUGGCUGAUUAAAAUGUUACAGUCCCUAUAGGGAAGCUCUAAAAAUUGUUUUGAUAAACCUGCUAUAAUGCUGUGCUAUUAAUGCCAGCAGUUUCCAGACAUUUGAGCUGGCAUGUGUAAUGAGAGUGUUGAAGCAUUCAUUACACCUAUAGUUGAAAUAUUACCAAGAAGGUAUGGUUUACUUAUCUGCUGGUGGUGGCUCUUCUAAAUCACAGUUAAUGAUUUGAUAAGAUUAAAUGGACUUUGCAUUUUUACAUGUGGAGUAGCAUUGCAGGGAGAAUCAAAUCUAGAAUUUGAGUUCCUGCUGGACUACAGUAUCAGUGACUAGAAUGAAUAAACACAAAACACAAAUAUUGCAAAAUAUCCCUGUAUUCAUGAAUCAUUGUCAGAUAACUGUUUUAACAGUGGACCUUGGCCCUUACUCUGAAGUAGCAUAGCUAGAAUUGCUAACAUUAAACAAAGUAACUAAGGAAACAUUUAAAUGACAAGAAAACCUUCCACAAAUGCUUACAGAUCUCUGUGCAGUUGCAACACAUCUGCAAAUGGAAUGCCAUUUUGAAGAUCUCAGAAUGUAAUUAUAGGGGUUGAAUAUUUUGAAAUUAUUUUCAGAUACCAUCUUGAAAAUUUAAAAUAAAAAUUAAGUGAAUUUAUCAAUUUAGACACAAUGCUAGAUAUUGACACAAUGUGUCUGAAAAACUACAAACUACAACCAUCCUCAAACUGUUAUCUAUUAUCUCUUGAAUAUUAAUCUUCCUUAUCAGGUCUUAUUACAGUUUAAUAGCAGUUAUCACUUUUUAUAUUUUCCUGGGUAAGAUACAUGAUGACUAUCAAUACAUGUUGUCAGUCAUGAUUGCCAUUUGAUCUCUGUCUUCUUCCUUGAUGAUGGCACUCAUGUUUUGUUGUGAUGGGAGUAAGCCUAGAUGAUGAGUUCUGGGCUCAUGCACUUUUCCAUCUCCAUUCUCUCUCUUGGGUGGCCACGAAAGGUAAACUGAAAGCUUUUUGAUUAAGCACAAUUUCAUUUUAUGUCUGAACCCUAAACUGUGGCUAAUCUUAGCUAUGGAUUGUUUGAAACAAGCAACUCUAUAAGCCAUGGUUUAAAGUUGGCUUGUUUCAACCAAACCAUAGUUAAGAUCAACCACAGUAUAUCUGGUUUGCAUGAAAGUAUUUUGAAGAUGUUGCCAGGUAUUUAUUCCUAGUAGUCAGCUUUCUGUAUUCUCAUUCUUUGUCAGUUAUGAAAUGUAUCAUGCUGAUAGAAUUGCUUUUUAGAGAAAUGUCAGAGCUUUCCCUAUCUCUAGUACUGACAUAUUAUACUAAUAGCCCUUCCCAUGUUUGGUUAGACUGUUUUCAAGGUGUUAAUGGUUUGUUUUUAAAAAAAGUUAAGUUCUCUACUUAUCAUAAUUAACCACUGAACUCCUCCUAUAUAGCUUUCUUGAUUACAUCAUUCACUAGAUUCUUUAACAGAGAAAAAUGUUUGCUCUUCUUUUUAUUCCACCAGCUUUAUAAAUGUCAUAUCCUCCCUCCCUAUCAUAAGCUGCAAUAGUUGCAGCUUCAUAUUCACUUUUAAAAGAGGGCAGCAAUAACUUACCUUGGCUUCAGUAUUCUACAUUACUCCUUCCAUUAAUCAUUUUGGAGCUUGCUAAGUCUAUUAUGAAAAAAAUUAACUUAGUAAAAUAAAAAUAAAGGACUAUGUGCUGUUCAGUCUAUUGAAACUUUGACUUUUUUGAAGUCAGGACUGUGACAUACUUGACAUCUGCCACGCUUGGGUCCUACUGAAUUCUGUUUAAUACCCAGUGUAUUAAGCUGCUGUUGGAAAAUGGUUAAUACUAUUGCCUAAAACUUAGAACUGUCCGUCACAAACAAUGUUACAGAUAACUAAUACUUAAAACAUCAGGAUAGAAAGGAUUAUGCUGCCAAUUUAAAUUCAGAAUGGUUUAUGCUGCCAUCGUGAGGAGAUAUAUAAAAUAUCAUUAACCUACGGUAAUUAUUUUCAGAACUUUGCCUUUAUAACAGAGCUUUCUGUCAUUUCAUUUUUAGUAUUUUUAUUGAUUUGUUUAAAAGUACAAACAUAAAAAAGAAAGCAAACAAAGAAUACAAAAUGUGAACUAUAAAGCACCACAACCUGGAAGGACAAAGGUAUUCUUCACCUGUGAGUUCCAUCAUUAUUGCAAUAAAAGAUUCUAUAAAGUCUUAGAUGAGCAGGUAUUUGCGUAUACUGGUGACAUAGGACAUAGGGGGGCGGGGAAGCCUUUUGAGCUCUGUUCUUUAGUUACUUGAGUUUAUGAGAUAUCAUUUCAAGGAUGACAAUUUGCCAACCCCUAGUGUACCAGCAAUCCAUUUUUUAAAAGAUUGAAGGUCUUCCAGGAAUAAAAAAAAUUGUCGAGUUUGUGUUAUAUUUCUGUAGCAAAAGACUUCAGAUCACAAUGGUUCUCUCUGCUGUGCUGCUCUUUUUGCAGAUUUUUUUAAAAAAAUACAGGGGAGCAUUCGGGUAUGUGCAUCCCUUCCUUUGUGAAAUAAUAGAGUCCAUUCUGCAACUGCAUUCUCCAGCAUUUAUAGAUUCAACCUUACUUUUAUAUAGCCACCUAGACUCUUCAUUUUAAAGCUGCAAAGAACUUCAGAAAUAUGGACAAAGAAAUCUAGAGAGGUGGAUUUGCUACAGUUUUCCAAGCUCUGCCACCUCACAUUCACCAGGGUGGGAGACAUUUUUUCUUUCUUUUUCCCUUUCCAAGCUCCAGGUUGGUAUGGUUGAGGAGCUCAGGGAUUAGGCCACUAUGGGGAUCUAUGGAGAUCUGGAUCCAACAGAACCAAAGCUGUCAGUGUCCUGCCCCAAACACACAGUUUUGGGCUUUCUGCCAGCUAACUCAGAUGGUAGCUUUCCACCACCUGCCUGAAGCUGAAGCUUCCAUCAGAGUAGAAUGAAAACAGGGACAUCCUACCAUACCCUCCAACAUUUCUCCAAUGAAAAUAGGGACAUCCUAAGGAAAAGUGGGACAUUCUGGGGUCAAAUCAGAAGCUGGAACAGCUUUUCUAAAUCAUGGAUGUCCCUGAAAAAUAGGGACACUUGGUUCUUCCUGAGAGGAGGUUCUUCCUGAGAAGCAGGAAGUGUAGCUUCCCAGUGGUGCUCAGUGCCCUGACUAGUGCCAGAGGCCAGUUUCCUUUUAGUUUUCCUGUCUUGCAGUUGGGAGUAGAGGGUUCUUAAUGCAGGAGAGGAGGGAAGCGAUAUGGAAGUAUGUAUAAUACAGGCAAGUCCAAACUUGGCCCUCCAGAUGUUUUGGGACUACAGUUCCCACCAUCCCUGACCACUGGUUCUGUUAGCUAGGGAUGAUAAUACUUGCCACCCAUACUGGCUGUUUGUUGCAGGGGAAACCCUGGUGUACACAAAGCAGUCAUCUCUGCUACAUAAAGCUAUGAGUGAUUUCUGGGAAGAGGUCUGCCAUCUUUGUUAAUAGUAGGGUUGAUAGCAUGAUUACAAUGGUAAUUUUGUCAAUAAACCUUAAUUCUCAAUACCAAUAUGCAUUUGACCUGAAAGAAAAUGCUUUUCAUGACUCAUGUAGAUCAGACAUACACUGCCUUAUUCAUAAUUAUAUACAGAUUCUUGGUUUUAAAUUAGUCAGUUGAUUCAGACAUUCAGGAGUUUAUAUUUUACAGCCCUCUUAUGCAAUGGUAUCUCUUCAGAAAGUGCCUGAGCAAUUAUUUGCUUGAAAAAAUUUCUGUGGGGAGAAAUAGCCUCUUCAUUAAUUGCUUUAGUUUUGCCAAAGCCAAGUACAGUUGAGGUUCAAAUAUUAUUUUCAGUUUUGCCAUGCCAUGCAGUCUUAACAGAUUUAAAUAAAAUAAUUUAUUUCUCAAGGUACUUUGAGGCUGUUACUCAUAUGAAUGCUUCAUAUUUUCCAAAACAGUGCUGAGCUAAUUAUUUCAAUAAUGCUCUAUCACUGCAUAUUGAGAUAGAAUGUAAUUCUACCAUCUGCCUCAUCUUUCUGUAUUCACAUUUUAAAUUUGUUCCUCUUUAAAGUUAAACCUCUUAAAUCUUAUUUGGACUUCUUAAUCUAUCCAUAUGGAAAGUUCAGGAUUCUUUUAACCUUAUAAAACAUGUCUUGAUUUUGGGUUGCUAUCUUGGGAUCUUGUCUGGUUUGUCUCUUAGAUUAUGCAACUAAACUGGAAACCUAGCAAUGAGAAUAUCUGCUUAUGUAAUUUAAUAUGAGUUCCCUUUCAAUAUAUUGUAUUUUAAAUCCUAUUUUAAGCAUGAUAAAAGCCUUUUUGUUUUGGAAAUGAAUUAGUUUCUGCAGCAAAUAUUCUUAAUUCAUUUGUUGUACAGCAUCAGUUAUUACUUUUUCCUCUACAAUUGAAUAUUGACACUGAUUUUAAAUAAAAAAAUUACCUCCGGCCUAUUAUUUGAAAGUCUAUUUCCUUGAAACAAUGGUGGCUCAUUAGCUCCAAGUCCAAAAUGUUAAAACAAAAUUCUAUAUCUUUAUAUUCAUUUUUAAGUGGCUUCUAGACUAUCAGUUAUAGCAUUUUGAAUACAAUAAUAGUGUUUAGUUGGACACCUGGUUAUAAUAUUAAUUAUAAUCAGAAACGCUAGUUAUAAGUGUGGAUGAACAGUAGCAAUCACAUAUUAAAUAUUCAACAAUUCACAAUGCAAGGGGUAUAUGCACCUUGGAGGGUUUUUAAAAAACAGAUUAUUCUCAAAGAUACUGGAGGAGAAUUACAUUGGGUGAUGAAAACGAUUCAAACAGAUUUGGCUAUUGGGCUAAAUUACCAAUUUCAUGUUUAGAAUGGGUGGCAGAAACAAAAAUGAAGGUGACACUUCCUGUAUUAUAGUUUUGAACUACUGUAAUGUCAUAUCAGCUUUGUUCAUUGUUCUCCUCUAAUCACGUGAUUGCAAAUAAUCCCACUGAAAGUGUCUCCAUACACAUUUUGGGAUAUAGCAAUAGAGUACUGUACGUGUAUACUAAGAACUAAAACUCACUCGAUUCCUGUUAGAAUCCUUCCUGAUCUCUUAGAACUAUAUGAACCCAGGAUUCACAACUUUAAGGUUCAUUUAUGUAGGCGCCAACUUGCAAAAAAAAACUAUUCGGAGGGCUGCUCCACCCCCGCCAGAAGGUUUUCAGAAGGACAGAGGGAGGAAGGCUAAAGCCACAUGAAUGCAGCCCAGGGUGAGGCCUCCCUUGGCUUGGGGGAGGCUGCCCCACCUUUCUCUUCUACCUGGCACUUCUGAGGCAUGGACAGCCAGGCUCCAAGCAUGGGAGGCAGUACUGCUCAAGUUGGGAUCGGCACUAAGAGGCUGAGCUGGGGGGCUCACCAGGGGACAAUGGCAGACCCAGCCUGGGCACCCCCCCCUCUUCUCCCCAUCCACAAGCCAGCAGGCAUCGGGAGGCAAGGAUGGAGGGUGCCCUGGGAGAGUGAGGUGGGUGCUUGAUCGGGUGCCUUAUCUGCACUCUCAUGUGGCAGCGGUGGAAAAGGAGGCUGGGGUGGCUUGGUAUGGUCAGUUUUUUGGGGGGACACUCCCUAAAUAUUACUUUGGGAGGGGCAAAUGUGUAUGGGCCCCUUCGUGUUGGUGCCCAUGAUUUAGUGUUGUGUCUGAACGCAAGCACUGUGUCCAAGUCCAGUAGUCUUUAUGCUUCCAUACUGCUGUUUGAUUUUCUAAGGAUCAGUAUAUAAAACCUAUGUUUUAUAUUGGAUAAGUCUAAACAAUAUUGGUUACCUGGAAACACAAUUAUAUUACAUACCAUUAAUCAGUGUAGGAAAUCUGACUCCUUUCAGGGUUCAGAGUUAGUUCCAAUCUAUCUUGCUUACCUGUCAGAUUAGGAAAGUAAUUGUCUUAAACCAAUUGUCUUGCACAUUAUUCAUGAAUGACGUGUCAAUUUCAUUUGGUUCAUAAAAGCCUGAGGAUGAGAAUGGGAGAUAAAGUGAUUUUUCAUUAUUUUGUAGCUGUCUUUACAGCCUCAUAAAUCACUAUAGAUCAGACGAAUGCAUUGGGGGGCCGGGGAAACAAGACGGCUUUAGAAAACAGAAGUUUGUUUGGCUUUGAACAUAGUUUCUUAUCAGCAAUAUAAAAACCACCUAAAAUCCUAUGAAUCACAUGAAUAAUUUUUGUUGACAAUGUAGAUGGAAGCAUAUCAGUGCAUUGGUUACAAACUCAAUAGGUUACUGAGAGUUUUCAAAUUGAGAGUUAAAUGUAAAACUAAAAGACACCUAUGAUGAGUUGACUACUGCUUUGUGCACAUAACAUUGCAAAAAUAUAGCCAUUGGAAUUUAGAGCCUGUUACAACCUGAUUGUGUGUGCAUCUGGUGUGGUUACAUUUGCUACCUGAUGUCAGCAAUUAUAGUUCUUAGAGAGGCAUCUUUUAUAUUUUGGUGAAAGCCUACUUUAGAAAGUUAAAUUUAUCUUUUUCUUUAAAAAAAUAACCAAAAUCCUCUGAUGUCACUUGAUUUGUUUAAAUCAGGGUUUAUGAACAUUUUCUGACCUGCUCCCAUUAGCUCCCACCUGCAGAGCUGGAAUUUCUACAUUUGUUAUGAGUGUAGUAAGGUGCACCUCUGUAUAGAGCAGCAAUGAUCUAUACAGCAGGGUCAGGCGCACCUUAGGCUUGCAAGAUCUGCUUUAUUUUUAUUGCAGGCUUUCCAUACGUAUUGCAUUGGCCACUGUGAGAACAGGAUACUGGAUUAGGUGGGCCACCAUCCUGAUCCUGUAGGUGGUUCUUAAGUUCUUAAUAAUUCCAUGAUCCACAGUCGUGUCACACACAAGCCCUCCUGCCUUCUUCGUAUCAGUAGCCUAAUUUAGAAGCUUAUUUUAAAGCAAAAUAAUUUUGUUUUAAUAAUUGUGUAGGCAAAUAGUUCUUUACAAGCUCAACAUGUUUACCUAAAACAAAAUUGGUGGUUUGCUGUGAAUCAGGCAACAAUUAGUUGCCUAUGGUGAAUAAAAAAUCCUUUGUAGGUAACCAUCCAGGAAUAUUUUUUUGGGGGGGGAACUGGAAUAAAUUUGGCUCUUUUUUCCCUUCAGACCAUCACUGUGCCACAAUAAGUAAAGUAAAUACAUGUGGGCAGGCAGUUAGUAAUUUCUGUGAAUGACUUAUAAGACUGGGUCAAGUGGGUCAUCCUUAUACCCCUUUCCCCCAGUGCCUCAUGAACUACGAUGGAGUAAUGUACAGAUUGUAGAAAUAAUUAUACAGAGCCUUCAAAUAAAUGGUGACUCUUAAGUUUCUUUGGAGACAUUCCUUCUAGGGUGCAGCCUGUGUUCUAAUGCUUGGAACUGUUUGUGGCAAGCUUCUGAAAUUUGUCAUUCAAACUAGGCAGAGUUAGGUAACAAAAACUGCUUCAUGACAUAUCAAGAGCAGCUUGCCUGGUAGUGCAGAGCCACAACAAUUAGCCUCCUGGCAGCAGUGUCACUAGUAGCGAUAAUGUGCAUAUAGUGGCGAAUUUGAAACUGUUAUGUUGUGUUUUUGUUUCGCAACCGAUCUAUCGAAGGGUUAACCCAGACUCCUGGUUAACUGGCAGCAACAUUCCAUGGGAGGCGGGGCCUGCAUGGGGUUUAAAUGAAAAGGGGAACAGUUAUGUCAGUUGGCGGUUGGGGGUUUUGUGUGGGAGCUUGGGUGGUUGUGGAGAAGGUAGAGUUAGAGUAGAUGAAGUAGUUGAAAGAUAUUCUGUUGUUUGAUUACCAAGAACGUUACCUGUGAAAUUAAGUUUGUACCAAUGUUACCAGAAAGCAACCAUUAAGAUUCAAGCCAAUAAAUAUCCAUCUUUAAAGUGUCAUACCAGUAAUCGUCUAUUUCAUUUUCCAGCUAAGGUAUGCAGGAACCCAGUUGGUGGGGAACUCUUUUAAACUGUCAAAACUGCCUUUUAGAGGAGGAAGGUUAGUUUGUGGCUGAGAGUGCACCAAGAAAAGGAGGGGGGCUAAAGGAGGAGACAGAUUCUGACUUAUAAUAAAGUUACCUCAGGAAGGAGGCUAGCUUUACAGUGAGGGUGUUUCUAGUGAAGUGAAAACCGUUAUCUGAGUACACAUAGGAACAGUCUUACUUAUAGCCCCAAGUCUAUAUAGGUACCUGGUCACGUUUAGGCUGGAAGAGGACUCUCUUUUAUUUUUGAAAACCCACCAGUGCUAGAGGGUUUAAAGAAAGGCUAGAGGGGUAAGUGGGAGGUUUGAGUUACCUCAGAAAUCCCUGUUAGGGCUUCUAAUAAUUGAGAGGUCAAAGUUAAAAGACGGAAAGUAAAGGACUUUCGUCGCACCUCGGUUUAUGAACACCUCGGUUUAUGAAUUUUCGGUUUACGAACGCCGCGGACCCAUCUGGAACGGAUUAAUCCACUUUCCAUUACUUUCAAUGGGAAAGUUUGCUUCAGUUUAUGAACGCUUCAGUUUAAGUACUCCGCGGACCGUCUGGAACAGAUUAAUCCACUUUCCAUUACUUUCAAUGGGAAAGUUCGCUUCAGAACCAAUUGUGUUCAUAAACCGAGGUACCACUGUAUUGACCAGAGGGGAACUCCCCAUGUUUUCUGGAAUUCCUAGCUACUUUUAUCUGGUUAUAAUCGGAUCUCUUCUGAUCAUUGACAUAUUUAAUUUCAGCACUUUGUUGUGUCUAGAAUUACUGAAACCUACCAAACUUUUUUGUUUGAUUGAUUCAUUUGUGUUAUUUUGAAAAGUUACUCUUGUGUUUUGUAAUGUUCUUGCUGAAAAUCUGCAUAAAUCACAUAUCACAGAACCUCAAAUGCAAAUAUAAAAUCUUUGCAAUAGAGAAAAUAGGCAACUAUGUUAUGUUUCUGGUUGUAAUUUUAGAAACUGAUUUUGUGAUUAUGUUCGUUAUUUGAAAGUAAUGUAUGCGUAUCAUGAGUGAUUAGGAUUCCUCUUAUGGAUUAUUUUUGGCACACUUUGGUACCACUGCUGGUUUGUUGAAAGUUUUGUUUGUUAAAGUUAAGGUUACAUGUUAUCAGUGUGGUGUUUUAUACUGCUGUUGGCAGAAUGAAUAUCUUAUUGUAAUGCAUAAGUGCAAAAUUGGCAGUAGCAGCUGGUUGGGCGGAAUUGACUUAGCUGGCCUCCUAAUGCCAGGGGGGAGGGGCAGAGGGAAGUUGGCAGGGAGGGAGAGUUGUGAUGCAGGUGCCCAGUGGAGCCAGUCUGGGCCCCCCUCACCUGUCCCUGCAUUGCUUCAACCUCCCAGCCGAUUUGCCCCAGGUGGCGCUGUGGUUAAACCACUGAGCCUAGGGCUUGCUGAUCAGAAGGUCGGCGGUUCGAAUCCCUGUGACGGGGUGAGCUCCCGUUGCUUGGUCCCAGCUCCUGCCAACCUAGCAGUUCGAAAGCACCUCAAAAUGCAAGUAGAUAAAUAGGAACCACUACAGCGGGAAGGUAAACGGCGUUUCCAUGUGCUGCUCUGGUUUACCAGAAGCGGCUUUGUCAUGCUGGCCACAUGACCUGGAAGCUAUACGCCGGCUCCCUCGGCCAAUAAUGCGAGAUGAGCGCGCAACCCCAGAGUCGGUCACGACUGGACCUAAUGGUCAGGGGUCCCUUUACCUUUACCUUUAUAGCCAGUUGGGAAGGAAAGUUAGGCCUGGCACUCAUUCACUAACCAGAUUGGCAAGUACCUUAUAAUGUGUUUAUUUUCAUAAUGUAACAUUAAUACAGAAUUGUCCUAUCUUAGCAAGUACGAUGUCAUGUGUUCUUUCAUAGAUAAAACAAAAGCAUUGUAGAGCAAGCAGAUUUACACUAAGGCAUAUAAAAAUUACCAAACCAGUUCUACAUUCAGACUUUAGUAGAGUCUCAUUCCCAUGAUCCAAAAUACAAUGCAUGUUGUGAAAUUGUUCUUAGAAUGUUUUCUGUAUUUUUAUGAUUAAUGUUUCAGCCCUUACUCAAUUUGAGACUUCCUAUUCCUGAGGCUAAAAAUGACCUUCAACCUGCUCUUGUAGGUUGGAAACAAGCAACAGCAGUACUUCAAAUAUUUUAUCAGGAAUAGUUUAGAUUGUUUGUGGAAGUGAUAGUAAGUGAAUGUCAGCUUGUAAGCCUUAAUAAGGAAAGCUAAUUCUGGAAGCUCUCUCGUUAUCAGUCCAUUAAGUUCAGGAGCUAUUAUAAGCUAUUUCAGUUCCUUUACAACAUUUCAUUGAAGGCCUUUAACUUGGAUUGAAAAUGCAAAGGCUUGUCAACAUCUGUUUAUUAACUUUUAUAAAACGUUGAAACAUUUCCAUUGCAAACUAGUCUAAAUAUUGGUAGUAUGCAUGUUAUUUUGUGGAAGACUAGCGUUGCUCUGAAUUUAGCUUGUACUAGACCUUAGAACCAAAUCCUUUGAAUUCAGAAUUUCCCCAAGCUAGUUACUGUCAGUCAGCUUAUAAUGCUGUCUACCUAGGUAGAGCCUUUUCUGGGCUCAGUUUGUAAGUAAAUAAAUAAUAGUGAAAAUGAUCAGAAGAAGAAGAAAAAGAGAAGAAAGAGAAGGCUUUCUGAACUGGCAAAUGGCCAGAAUAUUCAAUAAACUUCGGCAGUCUAGGGAUUUUUGGCAAUGUUUGGUCUCCUAGUCUAAAAGACACUCUUCACACUUAGCGCCUGCAAGCCUAUAGCUCAAGGGGCUUAAGUGCUGGCCUUCUCUAUGUUAUCAACAUGGUUGCCAUGUUGCUGAUAUUGCAGAAGCACUGCCUUUGCAGACAAUUUACAAAAUGGUAAUGAAACAAUACAAUAGUUUAAAAACUUGGUCCAGGAGGACCAGGUGCGUAGCUAGCUGCUCCGGCACCAGGAGCGGCAUGGCGGGAUGAGCUACGCAUGGGGGCAGGGUGAGCCGUGCACGGGGGCGCCGCACGGGGGCCUUGCAGCAAUCUGUGCACGGGGCCCCCGUGGCGAGCUGCCCAUGGAAUCCGCCUGGCAGACGCAAGCCCCACGCUGCCAUUUCGGGCAGUGCAGGGCUCCGAGCCACCACGUCAUUCCCAGGAGAGAUGCAUGGCUCGGGCGCAAUGCAGGCCAGCCCCCACGGUAAGUGCCGCUCCUAUGGUGUGCCGUUUUGUCACCCCUCUCAAGGAUGACACCCGAAACGGGCUGCACCCCCCUUCCUACACUCCUGAAGAGGACUUGACUGCUUCGAUCUGCUGCAAAGUUUGACACAAUAUGAGAAAACUCACAUCUUGAAAUAGCUAAAGGGCUGUCAUAUGGAGGAUGGAACAAGCUUGUUUUUUCCUCCAAAGGCUAGGGCUAGUUCAAAUUACAAGAAAGGAGGUUCUGACUAAACAUUCCCGAUGGUAAGAGCUGUUUGUCAGUGGAACAGACUUCCUUGGAAGGUGCCGAACUCUCCUUUGGAGGUUUUUAAGCAAAGGUUGGAUGGCCAUCUGUCAUGGAUGCUUUAGUUGAGAUUCAUGCAUUGCAAGGGGUGGGACUAGAUGACCCUUGAGGUCCCUUCCAACUCUACAAUUCUAUGAUCUCCAUUCAAUGGCACUAGUCAUUGUACAUUACUAGUGCUAGGGCCUUUGUACAAAUUUAUUAGAGAAGAAAAGAAGUAGCAACAAGAAAACAUGAAAGGCUGUUUUAGCAGAGGUUCUGUAUAAUCUACCAAUAAGAUGCUCAAAUGAAAUGGAAGGUACACUGGUGCAGGUGCUUUGUUAAUGUUAAUAACUCCUGUUCAGAAUUUAUAUUUGUCAUGUAGCAGUUUUUCAUGUGGGGACUAUGCAAUAUUUGCUGACUGGUUUCAUAAGUUAUCACAUGCUCCUGCCCUUGGUUUAGAGGUUGAGUUAAAGGCAAAUGUGUAUUAUGUGUAUUUCCAACUCCAAGAGUCAUACAAGGGCUGAAGAGGAAAAAAUUCUCUUCUAUUUAAAUUACACUUUCUCUGUCAACAGGCACUGUUUUCUCAUACCUUAUCCUAACAGAAAAGAAGCACAUCAUUUCAUAAAUUUGAGACGAAAUAACCACAGUGGGCUAUUAUGUAUCUUUUUGGGAUAUUGCUGAAACUAUAAAAUGUGUUGCUGAAACUAUAAAAAUGCCUACAUAGACAUGGGUCAAUAAAUUUGGGUGCCUGGAUUUUUGCAGCAUAUUAUAUUACUAGAAUUAAUAGUACCAUACUUUCUAACAGUGAAAGUGAACUUCCUUUUUGAAAUUGCUCUUAGUAGCAAAGAAGGCAAUCACUUUAACAGACACGAGCCACUUACUGGAGCUGCAUAGCUUUUUUAUUACCAGAACUGGUGAGGGAGGUUUGAGAUAAACCAGGACUUCAAAACUCAGGAGACAUUGAUUUGUAAAAGCAUUAAAUACUUUUCAGACAACAUAACUAUUCUUGAAUAAAAAAAAUCAGGAUUAACAAGCACAUCAGAAGUAUAGAAUUGAAUCAGACCACAUAUUCAUUCAUUGGAGUUUUAUGUUUAUCAUCUUAUGCCUGUCAUUCUUGUUGUCCUGCUCCUCCUACAAGAGAAAUCUCUAGUGACUUAAUGGUGCAAGUAAACCUCAGUCUUAUUUGCUUUCUUAUGUUACACAGGUAUUUCUUAUUUUAAUGAACAAGAGGUCUCAUUUGGAAAUUUUGUGAGAUCACUGUUAUAAUACAUUUUAACUCAUAGUUUAUUAAUUACGUAUAUAACCUCUUCUACUCUGAAGACUUGGGGUAGAUUACAAUUAAAAGGGCAUAAAGCAGAAUAAGUUAAGCUACAGUUCUACAAGACCAUCACCUAUCUUCUGACUUGACAGUAAUCACAGAAAGCCAGUCAAAGUAGAAAACUUUUGGACAAAACUGCAUAGUAUAGGCCAGGGUCCCCAAACUAAGGCCCGGGGGCCGGAUGCGGCCCAAUCGCCCUCUCAAUCCGGCCCGCGGACAGUCCGGGAAUCAGCAUGCUUUUCCAUGAGUAGAAUGUGUCCUUUUAUUUAAAAUGCAUCUCUGGGUUAUUUGUGGGGCAUAGGAAUUCGUUCUUAUUUUUUUUUCAAAAUAUAGUCCGGCCCCCCACAAGGUCUGAGGGACAGUGGACUGCCCCCCUGUUGAAAAAGUUUGCUGACCCCAGGUAUAGGCAGUUGCAGCAUGUUAUCUUUUCUCUGACAUUUUCUCUUUUUUCAACCACAAAUGGUCUCUGAGGUUGAGGGCUCAGCCACACUUUCUCUUUAAGUCCAUACAUCUUUGCUGUUUCAAUUUGGUCUGGGGUUGGGUGUUCCCACAUGUGAUUAUUGCCUCAGAUUUUACUCAGGGAAAGACCCCUGAAACCCUGUUCAUUCUUUUGAUGUUUUCUCCACCCACUGGCGGAGGGGCGGGGGGGUACCAUCACAGUUGCCCCCCCAGACAUGCAAGGUUCACCCCCUCACCGCGCUGGGUGCCACGCCCCAGGAUGCAUGCCACACACCCCGCGGGCGGUGCAUCAUGCCCCCGGGACGCACGCCACGCCCCUGCGGGCGGCAUGCCAUGCCCCCGGGAUGCACCCCCUGUGGGCAAUGCACCAUGCCCCCAGGACGUGCACCAGCCAUGCCCCUGCCUGCUCUCCACCCCCGGUGCCAGAGUAUGCAGCUUCGCCACUGUCUCCACCUUCAGUUCCAACCAUCUGUGGCAGAAAGUCAGCGAGUCAAUCAGACAAUCAGAGAAUUGGAUAAUCAGAUAAUCGGAAAACUGGAUAAUCAGACAACUGAAUAGUCAGAGAGUUGAAAAUCAUCAGAAACAAAUUAUGUUCUCAUAGCCAGACCUGCGUUUAAACAAACUGCUAAGGUGGCAGAAAUUACUUUUGUGUUAUAUAAUCGGUUGGGUUGGCAGUGCUGAGAAUGGACUGCUCUGAAGUUACAAAGGCAACUGAAAAAUGAUCCGAGAAAUGAGAGGAGGUGAGAAAGCAGCUCUGGGGAAAGUACGAGAAAUCCUGUCCAGGAGCUCUUCUUUUUGGUGCAGUAUUGGAAGUGGGGCAAAUAUUUCUUAUCCCAGGAUCUCACAAAACCUGAUUCUUCAGUUAACAUUGGGUUUUAACCAAAGCAGUGGAAGAAAAGGAAAAAGAAAUGUUUUGAAUGCAGCAUAAGAGAUUAAUACAGAAUAUGAUGAAAAUGAAAUGAAAGUAAUUCUGCAGUGGUUGGGAGGGCACCCAUCAAUAAUGUUUGCCUUGGAUGCUGAAAUAUUGUUAUGGUUCUUAGAUGGCUCUGAUGGAUUCAUUACUCUGCAGGCAUAGCUGGUAAUACUGUAGAAAGCCUAGUUUCUUGAAAAAGCAAAGUUGGCACAAUCACACAUAGAAUUUUCUACUGGCUAGAGCCCAAGGAUCCCCUUUGUUUUCUGAGGAGCUUGGGGGCAGUGAAGUCUCUGUGGCAGCGAUAGAAGGCUCAUGAUGAAAACUAACGGAGCAUAGCUAUAGACUGUUCUGUGGCAAUUAUGAUGUCAAAUAUGGUAUAAUGUCAUCUUUUGCCAUUGGGUGAAUGUAGUGCCAUUCACAGAAACUGUCCUGUGUGGUUAGGAGCCCUUUACACACCCUCUGCUCUGCUAUGUCCCAUAUGCUUCACACAUUACAGAUUAGAUCAUUUGCAACUGUUCUGAUUUCGGUGCCAUUUUCGCUCCAGAUAUGGAUUCGCGGGUGAUUGAAGUUUUCACUAGUCCUUUUGUGUUUGGAUUCUUGAUAUCUUCCUGUUUGUGCAACCUGGAGCUGUCGACAAGAUUUUUGGAUAUGUGAUAUCCACAACUAGUUUCCCCCCCAUCAGUGCCCACCUUGGCUAAUCAGAUCUGCUACUAGAUGGUAAAAAUAAUAAAUGGCAGAGCAGGUGACCCCUAUGGACUAGAAAGAGGCCAUUCUUCCCAUUUUAAAACAUGAAGCACCAGCAAACUUUAGUCCACUUGGAUGAAUCAUUGAACAUGUUGUGACAUCUGAACUCCACAUAUUCUUCAGUUAUAUUGAUUACUUUUACCCAGGUUUGGAACUGAUACUCCCCUGGUCCUCCUGUGGAGGGACUUCCCUUCUCCUCGCUUCAUGUUCUCCCCUAAUCUGGUUGGAAGAACUCUCAGAACAGAACACAUGGGGGUGAGAGAGAAGGGAUAUUUUUCCUUUGGGAAAGCCUUAGUGUGACUUCAAAUUGCACCCUAUAUCUUUAUGGUGGACCAACUGAAACCAGUCAAAAUAAGCAGGACAGAAAUGAAUUCAAGUCCUCCGGACUCUCUCAGAAGGUGCUGGACUCACCUUUCUGAUGGUAAGAGCUGUUCCAUAGUGGAACAGACUCUCUCCUUCACUGGAGGUUUUUAAUUUGUAGUUGAGAUUCCUGCAUUCCUCUCAGAGUCUCUUCCAACUCUUCAAUUCUAUGCUUCUAUGACAAUCUCAGCAUUUAAACUAGAGCCUUAAGUACAGCAGAAUCUGAGCAACUUUGCUUGUAAAGCAAAUGCUAAAUAGGUAAAUGGUGGACUUAAUUUUCAGACAGAGACUGCAUGAAUACCGCAGCUUUUUGUUAUAGAAGUUGGUUUAACAUACUUUGUAGAACAGUACACAAUUUUCAGAGUACAUUGACAGUGCUGGUGAAGUAAGAGGUUAAAAGACUGAACUACUAAUCAGGAAGUCCUUGGAUGGAAUAUUUUAUUUCCUGUGUGCUCACAAGAUGGCCUUGGACAAGCCAAUUUCCUUCAGCCCCCGUCAGCAUAUGGAGAACUAAAUACUAGUUUAUAUUGCAGGGUUUUUUGCAAGGAUUACAGUUACAGUAUAUAGUGCAUAUGAAAGACUUGGAGCACUUGAAAGUGAUACAAAAACUUUGAACACUUAAAAGGACAUUACUUAAUGACAUAUAAUAUUCAACUUUUCUAAUUGUGUCUGAACAGAUAGUACUACAAUGAAAUAACUUUAAGGCAAGCCUUAAGGAAAGUGUCAAAGGUCUAAUCUACAAUUCUCACAGAUGGCAUGACUCAUCAGUUGACAGUCUGGAAACCUUGUUUCAUCUGGCCAGUUUAAGUUUGUGUUCUUAAUGCUGGCAUGUGCAGGAAUGUGAAGUGAUUUUAAAUUAUUUCACUCAUAUUGUUUAGAUUGGUAGAGAAGAAUAUUCUGGGAGUUCAUUUGCAAUGCAUACAGUCUUAGUUUUAUUUGUAAAGUAAAACUUGAAGAUUUAAAAAGGUUACUACGUUUGGUCUCACUUUAAUUUUCUAAAAUCGGCUUUCUGUUCAUACUUCUGUUCAUACAUAAGAGCGGUAGACUCAUAAUCUGGUGAACCGGGUUUGCGUCUCCGCUCCUCCACAUGCAGCUGCUGGGUGACCUUGGGCUAGUCACACUUCUCUGAAGUCUCUCAGCCCCACUCACCUCACAGUGUUUGUUGUGGGGGAGGAAGGGAAAGGAGAAUGUUAGCCACUUUGAGACUCCUUAGGGUAGUGAUAAAGUGGGAUAUCAAAUCCAGACUUUGGGAAUAUUAAUUUUAACCAGGUUGUUUUGAAUAACAGCCUCAGGCAAAUUGAGCUGCAGACCACCUUUAAAAUUUUGAUAUGAUAUCAUGGAUCAGAGUAGGUAUAAGGUUUCUUGGUUAGCUUGCUAAAUCACUCCCUUUGUGUAGGCAAUGGCUGUUGGGCCGAGCAGUUAAGCACCAUGAAGAAUGCCCUGGACUGCAAGAGCUACCACGUAGGGUUCACCUGCACCUCCUUUUGUCCCCCCCACCCCCCAAAAUCCACAGUUUAGCACUGAAUUGGAACAAACAGCAACCAGAUUUGCCACAGAUUGCCAUUUGUUCCAAUUUAGUGCUAAAGAGCGGGUUUUCUAGGGGAAAGUGGCAGGGCAAAGGCAAAAUUGCUCAAGGCAUGGGGCAAGCAGAAGUGUGGAUGAGUCCUAAUAAGUGAUGGUAUCCUCUGGGCAAAUGGGUGGGCAACCUCCUUACCUGGUUGUCACUUAGAAGGAGAAUAGCUAGUGUUUGUCAGUUGAGCAAGAAAGCAGGCAGAAGCUGAAGAGACAGAGACACAUUUGCUCUGCUGGGCUCUGGGGAUCACCUGGAAACGUAGUGGAGAAGCAAGAUCUGUUACUGUAUUAAUGUUUUGAAGUCCUUAGGUUCCUGUUGUAUGUUGUUGUCACCCGUCUGUCUCUGGAGACAAUGCACCUUUGGGGAUGAAGUCAAAGCGGUGGACAGUAGCAGUGCUUGCUGUGGCUGUGGAGACCAAUACAGGAGAGACAUGUUUUGUUGCAGUUGGGGGAGAUAAAUGUGCUUGGUUGUGCUGCUACAGAUGCACCAUGACAUUUCUUCUCUUUGUGCUCCUCUCAGCAGUCAUCCCUCCUCUGGUCGUUGUUACGGAUGCAUAAUCUGACACUCUGUCUCCAGGCACUGCAGUCGUCUGCAAGGGAUUCCCACAGGGCAGGGUUAAGUUUGCUAGACUUCAUUUCACGUUUGCAGACAUCUUUGUAACACAGAGUUGGUCUGCCAGUGGGCCUUGUGCCUGAAGCCAGCUCCCCAUAGAGCACAUCACUGGUUGUACAUAUAUGUAAAUAAACUAAAUUGUGCCUAAAGACACCAGAGUUUCUGUUGUCCUUCAUUCCAAGGAAACCCAACCCUGGGUAAGUUCCUAAACCCCUGACUUUGGGUGAUGUGAUUGGGCACAUUAAUUUUUGCCAGCCUGACUGGUGCCCAGUGCCAGCCGAGAAUGACCUUGACCAAGUGAGCAGAGACCUAUUCCAGCCUGUCACAACUAAGGAUCCAAUCCAAUGCCUCUUUACCAAAAAGUUGCAACAUUGCUAUGAAGUAGGCAAAACCAGUCAAUUUGUCUUUAGGAGAAUUCACAUCCUGCCUGUAACCAGCAAACAACAGCUGUCCAUAGCAAAGCCUAAAGCCAUCCCUUGACUGGACCUGGAUAGGAGAAGUUAUCACCCAGGUCCACUCUGAAUUCUGCCCCCUCAGGAGCCUAGCUAGGUGCUGGUUGACUCCCAAGAUCCCAGGCAGUCACAAAUUGUGGGAGAACGCCUCCCCCCACUGCUCCAAGCAAGGUGGGGAAUGAUAAUUUUUACUCAUCUUGCCUGCAGUCUUCAGCCAAGCCCUUUUUUGUGUGAGAACUCAAUACAUCCUGGGUUUCCGCAUACAGUGUUGUUCAAUUGACUAUGCACAGCACCCUCUGUCACCUAUACCAAUUAUCUGCAUUAAUUUAAAACCUCCCACAACUGUGGUAUAGACCUCACAGUCUUGUAAGGAAUUCUUUAGAAUGGCAUUCCUCCUUAGCAUAUUAAAUCCAGCACUAUUUUCAAGCAUGGCUGUGCUUUCAGUUUGCUAGCCUGCUGCCAGUUCAGAAUGUAAGUGCUCAUAGUAGUGUCUUUGACUGUUGUGUAUAUGAUGUUAAAGUUUUAUUGGCAUUGGAUAAUGCAGAAGAGGUUGAAAUUGACGAAUUUAUUAUUGUUCAUACUUUCUGUUGAUAGUUCCAGAUAUGAUUACUUUCCUCUGAAAUGGCUUAUAUGUGAUCUUAUAGAAAUCAGUAGGAAUUUAUGACUAUUUUUUUAAAAAUAAAAGCAGCUAAUUAAACCCUUCUAUGUUCUUUUAAAGACUUCAACCCAGUGAAUUCUUGCAUUGCUAUGAUAUGCAGAGACAUUAGCUAUGGUAGAUAAUAUAAUACAAAUGGUGCCAUUUGGUUUAAAUCGUUGCUGUUUUUAAUUUCCUUUACAGAAUUCAAGGUCAUAUAUCUUUGCAUUUCCAAGGGAAUCCUUGUCAUAGAGAUAAAAAUCAUGUUUCACCUGCAGUCUUGAUCUUCAUUAGCUGAUAGGAGGGAUUUGCAGCAUUGGCAAUAAGUUCUGCUGGUUGCUGGCUGACAGCCAAACCAGGCUGCUGUUUAAGAUACCAGGUCUCUCGCUCUUUUUCUCUCCGUUGUUCUCGUUACAGCAUUCCAAGCCUUCUCUUUGAAAGAAGAAUACAGUACAAGAUUUUAUAUCCAGUUGGGAAUAAGAUGCUUGUUCCUUGCUUAUACUACCACAUGUUUGUGAAUUUUGUGGUAUAUAGUAUUUAGAAGACUGUUGAUAGUGGGAAAUUUUGCCGUUGAGGAAGCAAUCAGAUAUGCGGUCAGAAUUUUAAGACCAGCUCAGAGUGCUCUUGCCUUUUUUUAGUAGGCUGCUGAACGAUGCUGAAUGAUGCUGUACAGAUGGAUGUGGGUGUUUUAAUACUCUGGUUUUAACGUAUGGAAUAUGAAAGAAAUGUGAUUCUAGUACACGAACACAAUGGGGAGUAAAGCUGGAUUUUCAAACUCUGUUUCUCAGCCAGAACAUCCAUUCUUCCAGGUGUCAUGCAGCCACAACCAGCAGACCACAACAUUUAGGCAUCCUGUGACUGGCCAGUUUUCCCCAGAAAACAUUGAGUUUAUUUUACAAGAGGAGCAAAAUUCACUUAUGUCCAAGCAUCUGAUAAACCAAAGACCCUCAAGCAUGGUCAGUGAAACAUCUACUGCAGUGACUACAUCCACUGUAGAUACAAAACCUGGCUCCAAGGUGGUAAAAUCUGGCAAUAAAAUACACAGUUUUGGGAAAAGAGACCAGGCUAUAAGGAGAAACCCUAAUGUUCCUGUUGUGGUAAGAGGAUGGCUUCAUAAGCAGGAUAGUUCUGGCAUGAGAUUGUGGAAAAGGCGAUGGUUUGUGCUUGCUGAUUAUUGUUUAUUUUACUACAAAGACAGCAGAGAAGAAUCUGUUCUUGGAAGUAUACCAUUGCCUAGCUAUGUAAUAUCUACAGUUGGACCUGAAGAUCAUAUAAACCGCAAGUACUCAUUUAAGGCUGUCCAUACAGGCAUGAGGGCUUAUAUAUAUAACAAGAGUUCUGUUAUUGGCUCUCAGGCAGAGCAUUCAGGAAUGCGCACAUACUACUUUAGUGCGGAUACUCAAGAAGAUAUGAAUGGUUGGAUCCGUGCUAUGAAUCAAGCUGCUCUUAUGCAAACACGUUCAUCACCAAAGAGAGAAACAGGAAAUCCAGAUCAGCAAGCUGUUCCUCAAGCUAAUCAUGUGGAUGCCUGCAAACAAUGUGCAAAGUUAGAUUCUGCUGAUGCAAAAGGAUGUUAUAGAAAAUCUCCUGAAACCUCUGCAUAUGAUAAGCAUGAAGAGAUGAGAAAAGCAAUAGAAGAUGAGCAUUAUGCUGUCAGGAAGAACACAGUGGAAUCAAAAAGGGAGAAAUCUAAACAUCCAUUGAUAUCAGAGGUUGGCACAUUGAAUACAGAGUCAAGUCUGUCUCGGUCCCAGAGAGCUCAGCCUGUUGAGAAGAAUGGAACACUUUCCAAUUCGUUAAAUACAAGUCCUGGCCUAGUGGAGCAGAAUGGUAUCGGUUUAUAUAAACAAGGAUUUGUUUCCAGACCAGCUCAAAAAAAGCAGACACAGAGGAAAAACAAUAUGGCUCACAUAGAGCACUGGGUAAAAGUCCAAAAAGGAGACCCCAAAAGUCUUGCAUCUGAUCAGUCCCUUAUUCGCCAAGUGCCCAGUCAUUCCAUAUCUUUUCCUGAGAAUUAUCAUACCUUGCCAAAGAAUACCAGGCAGCCUUCAGGAAGUUCACCACCUUCAAAUCGCAAUCUGCCAAGUGACUACAAGUAUGCUCAAGACCGGGUUAGCCACUUGAAGAUGUCUCAUGAUGAGAGAAGAGCUAACAAAGAUGGUACUGUAUGGCAGCUGUAUGAGUGGCAACAGAGACAGCAGUUUAAACAUGGCAGUCCCACAGCACCUAUUUAUAUUGGUUCUCCAGACUUUACAGACCGUGCUAAGGGAAGAAGUUCAUUAGAUGUUCCACGUUCAGUUUCUGUUCCCCCAUCUCCUUCUGAUAUACCACCACCUGGGCCCCCUAAAUUUUUUCCACCUCGAAGACCACACACUCCUGCAGAAAGGGUUACUGUCAAACCAUCUGAUGAGAGACCAAUGACAGAUGUUCCUUUUGCUGGAUCACCCAUAAAGAUUCGAAGUCAAACUAUAAAAAACUCAGCACACGUAGAUAGGCGUUCCAUGCCUACAAUGGGAUAUAUGACCCAUACUGUAAGUGCUCCAAGUUUGCAUGGGAAAUCGGCUGACGAUACCUACAUCCAGCUGAAGAAAGAUCUUGAAUAUCUGGAUUUGAAGGUAACAGGGCGUGAUACAAUAAAAGAACGAAAUGUGAAACCCAUCAGAAUUGGAGAAAGUGACAUUGAUGUGAAACUCAGUGUUUUCUGUGAGCAGGACAGGAUUCUACAAGACCUAGAAGACAAAAUAAGAGCCCUGAAGGAAAAUAAAGAUCAGUUGGAAUCUGUCCUGGAAGUGUUGCAUAGGCAGAUGGAACAAUACAAAGACCAACCACAGCACACAGAAAAGAUUUCAUACCAGCAGAAACUUUUGCAGGAGGAUCUCAUACAUAUUCGGGCAGAAAUAUCCAAAGUAUCUACAGAAAUGGAAAAUGCCUGGAAUGAAUAUCUAAAACUGGAAAAAGAUGUACACCAGCUAAAGCAAGCCUUACAGGAACAAAUGAACAGAUCGUUUAUUUCUCAGGAGAAAGCCCAAAUGCAAAAAGAUUUAUGGAGAAUAGAAGAUGUUACGGCUGGCCUAAGUGCAAACAAAUCCAACUAUAAAGUCAUCAUAGAAUCUAUAAAGAAUCCAGAGAGAAAAACAGUGCCUUCAUUUUCAAAACCUCUAGUGCCUUCAUUAUCAUCUACUCUCAUGUCAGGGGACAGCAAACUUUCUACUCUGCAAAGUUCACCAUCUAGUCCUGUCAAGCCCUCUUUAGAAGUCAGACUUCUUCCGCAGCCUUAUACGCAACCUAGAAUGUUCUCGCCAUCCCAGCAAAUGAAAAAAGUUGAGGCUCCAGUUCAGUCACCUGUAAGACUAAUGCCAAAUGUUGAAGACGAGGCGCCACCAAGACCUCCUCUUCCACAGUUGUACAGCCCUGAUGACCACCCACCAGCCGUCCCACCUCUUCCCAGGGAAGCCACUGUCAUCAGGCACACCUCAGUGCGGGGCCUGAAACGCCAGUCAGAUGAAAGGAAACGAGACCGUGAACUAGGGCAGUAUGUGAACGGAGAUUAUAGGGUAGAACUCCGCUCGUAUGUGAGUGAACCUGAACUGGAAACAAUAGGCAGUGAUCUGAGCCAACCUUCUGCUGGUUUUCUAGGUACUGACAGUAGAUACCAAACAUUACCUAGCAGAGGAUUAUCUGGCUCAACUUCCAGACUGCAUCAGUCAUCAACAACUACAUCAUAUGCAACAUUUCGAAGAGAUGGUUCCAAGGAUAGACCGAAGAGUGCCUUGGAACGUUUAUACUCCGGAGAUCACCAAAGAGGCAAGAUGAGUGCCGAGGAACAACUAGAAAGAAUGAAACGACAUCAAAAGGCAUUAGUUCGUGAACGCAAGAGAACUCUUGGUCAAGGAGAAAGACAGUCUGUCUCGUCACGAUCAUUCGUCCGGCCUGUUUCUGCAGACAUAGGCUCAUGGAAGCGGGAACAAGAAUUUGACUUGCAGCUACUGGAAAGAGCUGUACGACCAGAACACAAAGAGGAAAAUAACUGGCUAAGAGUUGAACCUGUGUUGGUGACAGAAGCAGACCUAGAACCUCAAGAUUAUAAUUUGGAUAUUAGCAGAGAGUUGUCAAAACCUGAAAAGGUUGCAAUUCCAGAGCGAUAUGUUGAGCUGGAACCUGAAGAACCUCUUACUCCAGAAGAAUUAGCAGCGAGGCACCGUAACGCAGAAAAAAUAAAGAAUAUUCUUACAAGGUCAAGUAUGCACAACCUCCAGCCUUCAGCUCAGGACAAGCACAACUCUGCUAAUUUAGAUUCACAGUUGCAAGAGCAAGAACGCAUCAUUACCAUAUCAUACGCACUGGCUUCUGAAGCCUCUCAGCGGAGCAAGGAGGUGGCAGCUCCGCAAUUGACCUAUCCAUCUAAAGCACCCUCACCUUCUGUACCUCAGCCACCCCCCUUAAGCAAUGGAUUUCACUACACAUUUGUCUAAGCAUCUUGAAACCAAAGCAGUAAAUGAACGCUGAUCCCUGAUAUAAACCGUAACAACAACCUGAAGAAGAGAGCAGCGAGGAGGAAGACUUCCCUACAUUAGCUUUCUCUCCUGUUUGUUUUUUAUUUGAACACACAUUACAAAUAAUAACUGCACAGAAGAGUUUUGUACAAAAAAAGAACAAUUGUUUAUAUAAACAGCACUUUUAAUAUACUAUAUUAUAUAUUGACAUUGUAUAUUGGCAUUGGUUACAACCCUGCACAAUCAACUGCAUUCAAUUCCUGUUGAUGUUAAUAGGUCCUAAUGCUUUAAAGUGCCGGAUUGUGAGCCAGUGUAUUUUUAGAAACUAUAUAUGACUUGUGGUUGGUUGAGUUUUUUAAAGGGCUGCAUUCAUUUAAAAGUUUGGAUGCAUGCAAUAAAGGCAGGUGGAUGUUUUUAGCUUCUUUUUUUGAAAAAGAUUUUUGGAAGCACAUAACAUUUAGGUAGGAAUAAUGAAAUCUUUUCCUAUUUUUUCAGGGUUUAUAAUACAUUUGUUACUACUGAUUAUCAGUCAGAUAAACUUUUACUAAAAUAUUCAAAAUUUCAAUGGUUCUGGAAUCCCAUGCAAACAGCAAAAGGCAGGUACAAAACAUUGCUAAUAAUUGUAUGUCACUGUCCUUUUAUUACGUAGCUUAGUCCAAGCGAACAUUAUCCAGUUACUAUUUCAAAUGUAUAUUUUUCUCUUUAACUUAGGGUGUGGGCACUGAAAUAUUAUGAAUGUGAUCUGGUUUCUAUCCCACUGCAGAUGAAGCACUUGUGAACUACAGAGGAUUGUCAUAUAGGUCAAUAGAACCUCUAUUCCUUCUCCCUACUUCCCUCCUUAAGAGCAAAAGCAUGACUGGCCAUUAAGUGGAAUGUGAGAUCUGGAGCACCUUUCACUCUUUUUGCCUAAACAUGAGUUACUCAUGCUCUGAGCUUGAAUAACUUGUGUCAUGCAGAGAGGGAGACCUCCAAUUCCCUAUAAGUAAUAGCUUGUGCAAAGACAAGAAGAGGGAGUGAAGAGAAACUGGUCUUUUGAGCCCUAUUCUGCACAUGGGUGCUGCACCUGAGGUGGGACUGAAUCAUUCAUGGAAACUGAAAUAUGUAAAGUGAACAAUGCAAAUAUUAAUAGAAUAUAUAAUUUUACAUCUAUAUUCUUUUUAAUUAACAUUUUCAACAACAAAAAAGCAAAAAAACUGACUUGCUAUCAGUUGUUUUUAGCUUUGUAUAGUAAUUCACGUGGUGCCCUCAGUUUUGCUAAAACUUUCAAGUAUAUUUUCUUGAGUCUUGGACAAAAGGCUGGCACAACUGGAGAAAGAAUUCAUGAGAUGCUGGUGGUUUUUUACUUGAAAAUGUGUGUGUGUGUACUCAAUAGUGUGUGCUUUGCAACAGCCAAUGCGCUGUUCAUACUGAGUGAGUUCAAAAUGAAUUCGCACAUAAUUCAGUGCAUUGUCAUAUUUACUGCGGCAUUCUGCUAUAGUGCACUCCUUUUAUACAGAAGAUAUGCAAGAAUGAUAUCAACUCAUUUGAAGUAUUUUGUAAUGAUGGUUUAAGCCAUUAGAACUGCAAGUAGAAGGCCGAGACAGGCUGCCUUUUAUUUCCCAGGAGCGGACCUGGGGGAAUCCGAAGUUUCCACAAGCCCACCCACAGGGAGGUGUCCACCUCACAGGCCUGCCAUUGAUUGGCUGAAUUUGGGCAGGCCUGAAACCAAGGUCCAGCCAGUGAGAUGAGGCCUGGCUGCCUUGCCGGCUGGGAAGCCCCCAACAAACAGGGCUUCCUCCAGAGUGUGGCGUGGCGCAUCAGGACCCAGCCACAACACCGCCACACCCAAAGGAUGAGCAGACAUGCCUUACUGCUGGUCUACAUAUUACACUUGCUUCAUGGACUUUGCUGCAAACAACCUAUUCAUUUUGAGGACAGCCUGCAUUCCACCCCCCACCCCCCAGCUGCCACUAGGAAUAUCCAGCGGCAAUGAAGACUCAUGAAGAUCUCUAAGCAGUGUUAGAUAGGCACAUUGUAAGCUGUUCCAGAUCUACUGGUGUAGAACACUUGCAGUGUAGAGGCUGUCUGAGUGGCCAUACUGUGGGGAGUGCAGUAUAUAUAUUGGUAGCUAGUUGUUGCAGUACUUUGCCAUGAUGCAGAAGUCUGCAACUGCAAAAUCUUUCCAGUCUCUUUUCUGAGAAAAUUCUAUGUGAACAAUGGAGAACAUGGCCUUCUCGUAGAUGAAAAAGGGGGAAAACAUGAGGUUCCAUAGUCAGUUACAGGCUUUGUUAGCAUUAGCAAUUAUUAAUGAGUUUUACAGUAUAUUUGGGGUGCGCUAUAGGCAUUAAAUGUGUGCAAAAAUGUGUUUAGGAUGUCACUGCCCUGUUAGCCUCCCAGAUAAGAGAUGUAGACUAACUGGAGAUAAACAGGUUGUAGCCAGUGAAGUUGUCUUUGUUUGUGGAAGGACCUCCACUGGUUUCAGAGGGGGGGGAGUUGUCCAGAACAGAUGGGGAGACAUGCAGAAGGAAACAGAGGGGAAGUUUUGUUGCACUAGCAGAAGACAUUGUGCGAACAGGACUUGCUUUGUUUUUGCUUUUGUACAGCAGUUCCCUGCAUUGCAUGGCAAACUAAUGAGGUGAUGCUGCCAUUCAGUGAAGUCCUCCUGGGGAGCACGCAGGUCUUUUGGUGUGGUCAGAUAAGCUCUCUGGAUUCCCACACAUUUUAUUGGAAUGGAAUGGUCAAAAUAAAUGUGACAAAUUCAAGUGUCCAGGAAGUGGUGGGUAGGGUUAGGCUGGUUUAAUUUGUUAAUACUUUGAGAGAAAGAGAUGCAGAAGCUAGUCUGAGGAAGAAGUUAGAUAUGAUUACGCUAAAAGCAUGUCUGUGUUAAAGAACAACUUUCUUUUGCAACUUUGUGUUUUUCGACCUGUGACCUGUAUACUUGUGGGAAAAUGUACAUUUCACAAGUGACAGGGUAGAUAAUUUUUCCUACUCAUAAAUUCUCUCUCUGUAAGACAAACCCAUGUGUGUAGUGGCUUUAACCUUUUUUCUCAAACUCAUUCUUGUUAUCUGUAUCUCUUGAAGUGGUAACAAAUCCAUUCUAAUACAAUUACAGUUUUCCACUUCCUUUUGUUAAGGGCAGUUGCCAUUUAGCUUGAAGAAAAGUUUCACAAAAAGAACCCCCCCCUUAGUAAGAUAUUGGUAAGUUAUUUUAAAGUGUUUGAUCCAGACUUUGCUUCUCCUGUUGAAGACAGAGAUGCUGGGGACAAAUUUUGGCAAUUCCCUCUGUGGCCCCCAGUGCCACCUCCCACACUGUUCUGGAGGGCUGGGAGACCUGCAGGAGGUAGGAAAAAUUGGAAAACGUCACCUGCCUCUUUCUGCUACUGGGAUCCAUCGGAUGGAUCAAAGCCUUCCAUAAACAGAAGCAGCCUUUCCAUCUGUGGAAGGUAAAAGUCUAGAUUCAAUCCUCAGUCUCCACCUAACUUAUUGCUCUUAUCAAAAAAGUAACUGUGAUGGUGUUUAAAAUUAUCAAAUAAAAAAAUCUUAUUCUAUUUUGACUAUGCUUGGAAGCUAUUGUUGAGAAAUGUAUUUAGAAAAUGCAGUCUAUUUUUUACUAACUGUAUACUGCCUAUGUCAAGUCUGUAACAUUUUGCCAAAAUGAAAUUAUUUUAUUUUUGCCUUUAUUAAAAUGUAGAAAUAAAUAUUUUGCCAGAAAACAUUAAUUUAAAUAAAAUGUAACAGUUUGGGUAAAAUGUAAGUGUACAUAUUAAACUAUUAACAUAACAUUGGAACUGCCUUUGGAUGUUCAGAUAUGGUUCAUCUAAUUUGAGCUCGGUUUGGCUUGACUUUUAGUUACUGGUGUUACUAGCACUGAUUCAAGUCCACAAUAAACUCAGUGAGAGGUUUUCCUGAACAGCAGGAUUUGAAUCCAUCCCUAAUAUGUUCAUUGUUCAUAUAAACGCUGUAGUGCUUGGUGAGUGUUUCCAACUCCUGGCUCAUUCUUUAUCACCACAUCAUAGAGAUUGCACUGCUGGAAGAGGUGAUUCCAUAAUGCAAAAUAGCAUUUGGGAGCAGUAAAUUGGAUUUGGAUGUAGGAGCCCCAGUUAGAGCCUUGCUGGGUGGUCUUGGGCAACUCACAGGAUGGCUAAGUGCAUUCAAUAGGAUAUGGUAUAAUUUACACAGAGCUUUCAUGAGUUCCAGAGUGGCUUUUGGGUUGGUUGCAGAUACAACUGAAUGUAUCACUGAUUAUAUUUGUUCAAGUAUUAUCCUAUACUGUCAAGCUCUUGUUUCUCUGUUCUUGGUCACUGUGGUGCUAAAUAAAUUGCCCUGAACCCUGGCAUACCCCGAGGUAAGUCCUGAUAGUGCACACAGUCGCAAGGGCAACGCUAGAUAGGCAGACAGUCCAAAUGGUCAAAUACAGGUCCAAGUCCAAUGCAAAGAGCAAGUUCCAAAGUCAAACCAUCAGGCCAGGUUCCCGCCUUUGCAGAAGAUCCAGGGUUGGAACACCUGGGGGUCAGUCCCAAAAUCACAGUCCAGUGGCAUUCCCAACGCUGCCAAGCUGUGGCCCUUCAGCAGAGAGAGCUGAGCAGACAGAGGCUUUUGCCUUGCUUCCCCUUUCUCCUUCUCAGUCUUGAUUGCUGCCCGAGUUUGCUCCAGCUGAGCAGCUAGGCCUCUCCACUUGACGAGGCAUGUGAUCCUCACCUGUGCUGAGCCUAAUGUAGCUGAGGGACCACAAACCUCCUCCCAGACCUAACGAACCUCAUGGUCCUCACCUGGUCCACUAGUGUGCUGGGCUGUGUUCCCUUGCCUGCCUCAGUAUCCUAGAGGGCACCUUCCUCUGGCUCCCAUGAACUGUCAGCUGCACCUUCGAUGUCCUCCAAUGUCCUGUGAGUACCUCCAAAGUCCCCAACCUCUCCUUCCCUAUCUUCAGCUUGUCCCAGUUUGUGCCAAUUGUGGCUACACGCUUCAUCAGUAUCCUCCUCCCCUUCCUCAGUGUCCUGCCAGUUUGUGGCAUAAAUACUUAGUAUGCAGCCACAAUUAUUGUUUUUGAAUUAUUGUGUUAAGUUUCUGGAAGAUGUGAAACUUUGCACUGCGGCAUUCUGUUCCAGGGUGCAUAUCAGUCUUCCCCCACUUUUCUUGUACAGUGGUACCUCGGUUUAUGAACACUAUUGGUUCCGGAAGUCUGUUCAUAAACCGAAGCGUUCAUAAACUGAAGUGAACUUUCCCAUUGAAAGUAAUGGAAAGUGGAUUAAUCUGUUCCAGAUGGUCCGUGGAGUACUUAAACUGAAGCAUUCAUAAACUGAAGCAAACUUUCCCAUUGAAAGUAAUGGAAAGUGGAUUAAUCUGUUCCAGACGGGUCCGCGGAGUACUCAACCUGAAGCGUACUUAACCCGAAGCAUGGGUGUAAUUGGUUCCGGAAGUCUGUUCAUAAACUGAAACGUUCAUAAACUGAAGCUAACUUUUCCAUUGAAAGUAAUGGAAAGUGAAUGAAUCCAUUCCAGAUGGGCCCGCAGCGUUCGUAAACCGAAAAUUUGUAAACCGAGGUGUUCAUAAACCGAGGUUCCACUGUACUUAUCAGUAACACACACUUGUGCAUGUGAAUAAUUGCUAGAGUCAUACCAGGCAUAGUUUUAGAAUACAAAUCUGCAAAUGUGUUAUCUGAUGCUUAACAGAGUAAUCUUAUACUCAGAUGUACUCAGUGGGCCUUGUUCCCAUGUGAAUAAGGUUGCAGUCCAAGACUGCAUCACAGGAAAGUACUUUGUUGUGUCUAAAACUCAUCAAAUUUGCUUUAAAUAGCCUUACUUCAGCCUAAACAUUGCUUCUUUUCUAAGUUACUGUGAGUAACCAUCUUUUUGACACUUGAUUUAAUGUGAAUUUUAAAUAGUUAGAAUAACAUGCAUAUUGUGUAUACAGAAACUUGUCAGUCUUCAUUUGUAAUUGUGGCAAUGUGUUACACAAACACCCUGGUCCUGUAAUAGGCAUAAGGCAUUAACCAAAGAAAUGUCUGGCAAGGCAACCGGUUGGAAUUUUAAAUAUGUCAGUAGCAAGGGACCCACAGCCAAUUUGCACAAUGUCUUGCUUCACACUGUGGAUAAUUCUGAGUUUGAUCAAACUCAGAACUGUUGAAUGGCACAAUAUGAAUGAGAAGACCGCUUUAUUUGAGAACUAGGUAUGUGUGUAAAUGUUGUGUAAAUGAAAUAUCCAGAGGUGGUGAAGGGAAGCUCAAAGUUAAGCUUCUUAGAAAAUACUCUUUUAUAGUGCCAUCAGGUGAAACUUAAACUGGACAAUCCAGCCGUGGGAAUACCGUGCCAUGACACUGCAAGCUAUUGUAGCCACCUCACAACCCAAAGGGCAACAGCAAGAUACAUUCCCUGGGGCCUGGGCUAAUGAGCUGAUUAUAUCAUAAUGCUUCCCCAAAACUCAAAGGUUUGUGGUCUAAGUUAGCGAUGGGUAUUACUUCAGUGGAACUUCCUUACCCUCUACUAUUCUAACGAUGCCACUCCAGAUCUGCUGUUGAGGGUUGGGGGGAAACACAGAACAAAUUUAGGGUGUUUGUAAGAGGAAGUUUUGUUGAAUACCUGGUAAUAGUUUUAUUUUUUAAGCCCCAUUGCUUUCAUUGAAUGUUAGGCAGCAAUCCAAAGACCUGCCCAGCUGGACUAGGGCUUAAUGUAGCAGUGUAAUGAUCACUUCAUCCACAGCCCAACCACUCGCAGUAGCCAGGGUAUGAAAAAGUGCCUCUUUGCUAUUCUGCCUCCUAGGAUGGUGCAGACUCCGAUUGGCCCUACUCUCUUGUCUUUCACCUGGCAUAGGUCAUGGCCCAGGCAGUUUCUGCAUUGAAACCAAGUACAAUGGUCAUCCAGGUGGUCAGUUUCAUCCAAUAUAUUAUUUAGUGCCUUACCCAAAAGAUUCUGUGGUUAUUACAGUACUUGGGGCCCAAAUAUUCUUUUCAAGAGCCGACUGAAAUCCUCCAUCAAUCGAGUCAUAGCUACCUGUCCCCUCUUCCAGUGGCCAUCUUUUACUGUUAGGAAAAGCUUGAUUUGGCCCAAGGCCAACUCAAAGGACCUACAGAGUUCAGAAGCACACAACAAAUUCUGGAAGUAUUUUCCUGUUUCCCUUCCACUCACAAUUUCACCCGCUUGCGAGACUGGAGAAAAGUUGUUUAGAGUUUGCAUAAACUUUCUGGCACUUGCUCACUCCCCACAGAAUUUUCUAUCUGCCGUUGCUUUUCUUAAAUAUAGUUUGGGAGUUAUGGGACCGCCAAUUACUACCAUUAGUGUCUUGUAUUUACACGUAGACCAGGCUCAUACUAAUGUGUACUGUUACUUAAUGGUUCUUGUUUCCACCUAUUAGCAAACAAUACGCUACUGGAACUAUGGACAGUAACACUUGUGGCUUUGAUCAUAGUUAACUAUGGUAAAUGAGUUCCCGGUUCUCUCUAGCAUGCGUGCCAAUCCCAGGAAAACAAUAUUAAUAUUAAUAUUACGGGUUCCAAAAUAAACAGCAAAUGUAUUGACAGCUAAUGGGUUAGCUUCACCCAGGAUUUUUUCCCCACUUGAAUGGCUUUCUCAAAAAAUGUGUGUGUGACUUUCAUAGCAAUUUAUUUUGUACACUUGAGAGAUAGUAUCAGUACUAAGACACAAACUUCAGAUGUUGGAAAGGCAUGCUUUUGAGGCUCCAGUCCUCUGAUUUCUGUUUGUCUUUCUGUAUUUUAAAACAUUUGCUAAUGCAGUUUGUGUCUGAAUUACAUAGUUAUAAGAAGUACAGAGGAGGCAUGGAAAAAUUGCUGUAUGUUUUUGCCCAUUAUGCAUUGCUAUUGGUUGGUUAGCUGCAUUCAAAAGGCUAAGACUUUUAUUGCCUACUAGUGAAAGCAACCUUUCUUCAUAGUGGAACAGUACAAAGGAAGAGCACAAAAUGUACAUACAUCACAGUGCCUGGAAUUCUGUUUGAACAAGUGUAUUGAUUGGGUCUGACCUCUUUACACUUUUUUCUAUUAUUUGAAAAGGUGCAUCUAAGUGUAGCUGAAUUGAACCAACUGAGAUGAACUUUCCAUGAAAACUUCUUGAGAUAUUUCUUUUAGUUCAAAGCUUUAGGAUUUUUAAAGGGCAUUUUUAAUACAGUCUGUAGAGGUGUUCUGUGCUGCAGCCACAGUUUGAAUGUUUUAAACUACAGGUAAGUCUGAGAGGAAGGAAGAAAACGGAGGUGUUGCAGGAGUAUCAUGGUAUGGAGAAAUAGAAACCUUUUGACCUGUGGAAUAAAUAAAAAUGUCAAAUGAUGCUUUGAGAGAGAACUUUAUACUCCUGCGUGUCACAUUAGCAUGCUGCUUUGGAAUCACAGAAAGGUAUCUGAAAGAUAUCAGCCACUCCAAUUGACUAUUUUGACAGCUAACAAUUCAUGACAUGCUUGUACUGAACUUUCCUCAAAUAACAACAGAUUUCACAACAGUUGGAAUAAAUGUUCUUCAAGGCCCAUUUAGUUAGCCUGUGGGCUACACUGAGUCUCAUAAAGGCAUUAAGGCACAGGACAAAGGAGAAAAGUAUUAAGGUGUCUGAUUUAUUUAAAUAUAAAGCAGGGGAAAAAAUGAAACACUAAAUAUGUUAAAAUUGGAAUGUGAAUUAAUAGGACCCCCAUUUUUCAGUGUACCUGAGACAAAAAGAGUAAGAAUGGAGAUAUGGAGGGGAAAUGUGGAGUCUUUGCAAAGUGUGUUUCUUAGGUUGCUGGUAACAAAGAUAUUCAGUAUGUCAGGUGAUUCUUGCUAGCAUGGUAAAUACCUGUAAUAAAAAUAUCCGUUUUUGAUAUGGCAAACUACAUGGGGCAGUGGCUCUGCGGUACAGCCAUAGUUCAUGGGUAACAUAAAUCAGGUAAAAGGGCAAACUUAACAAUGAACUGUGUUUGUCCCUGAGGUUUGUGUUGUUUUGUUCUGGGGAAAUCUUAUGGUUGCUUUGGUCAUAUUUAAGGGGGAAAGCACACAAAUGGAAAUAGUAGUAGUACUAGUGGUGAUGAUGGUAAUGAUGAUGAUGUUACUUUCAUCCAUAUAGUCAAAGAUAUCAAUCAGUGAAGUUGGUGAUCCUUAGCUAAUGUAAGUAGGAUGCCCGUUUGUGUGAAGGUAGGAUUUGGAGCAGGGAAGCCACUGUCAUGUCCUCCAGAUAUUAUGUACAGUACAAGUUCCUGACUAUGAGCCAUGUUGUUUGGGACUGAUUGGAGUUAGAGGAAAUUCAUUUUGUCUUCCUUUGGUUUUAUAACAAAGCAGAUGAACAUAUUUAAUAUGAACAGCAGAGCAAGGGAGGUACAGCAAUAAUAGCUCAGAGAUUGCUCCGCCCAUCCGGCCCCUAUGGCCAGGAACAGAGAAGAGCCAAGGCGGCAGGCAAAGAUGCCAUAGCCUGAUUAAGAUGGACUGUCCACUUCCCCAACAGAGCUAUCUUCCAUCAACUGCAAAAUAAUAGGAUGAAAAGGCAAGAAUAUAAAUAAAACUUGUGUGUCAACGGGACUGUUCCACAGAGCCAGCUGUGGUGCAGGAAGUACCCUAAAAAAGUAUUGUGUGCACGCUGAGAGGUAGGUCCUAAAGAACCCACAAAAGCAAGUCAAGGAGGGCUGCAUUCUGAGUGGUGAUGGGAUGGUGACAGAUUGUUGGGGUGGGGGAAUAGCAUACACUGAAUGGAAUCCUGAAUGGAAGAUGUUUCAGGUCUCACUUGGAACAGGCUGAAAGCAAAUUCAUUUCCCAAGGGCUUAGCCUUAUGUAGCCAAAACACCACCACAACCCCUACAAACAAGGUGGUGUCAACAACCUCAGACCCCAAAGAAUGCAGUAAUGCAAAAAAAACCAAGAGACAACCCAAGGGAUCAAUGCUUUAAGGGGGAGGGAAAACAGAUUGAAAACAAAAACACACACACUCUGAAAUAGCCCCUUAAGUACC
Zootoca vivipara (common lizard) is the source of this 47582-nucleotide messenger RNA. The record is from RefSeq and is a predicted model, not a curated record. Lineage: Eukaryota; Metazoa; Chordata; Lepidosauria; Squamata; Lacertidae.